This is a messenger RNA of Coregonus sp. 'balchen', 53702 nucleotides long. The record is from the annotation of a GenBank genome assembly. Lineage: Eukaryota; Metazoa; Chordata; Actinopteri; Salmoniformes; Salmonidae.
AUGCUGGAGUCAUGUAAGAGAGGAAUGGUGAUAAUUGGACAAGUUGUAUAAAAUAACGUUUUUAACCCAUAUCAGGGUAGGAUAUGAGUUUAUGCUUGUUUUGGGUCAGGGUGUUCUGAGAUGUGUGAAAUAUCAUUGUUCUCUCUGCUGACUGCUGUCAAUUAUCAAGAUUUCGUUGCAUUCUGAAAACAUUAAUGGCAUUCAAUAGGAGUUGUAUUUAGGAGUGGGAUUUCUAUCUUCUAGACAUUUGCCUUUUAGAGAUCCAUAAUUUUUUUUUAAUGAUUCACCUCACCCAUCAAAAAAACCAACCUUUGACAGUGUGUCUGAGGCUGUAGUUUUAACCAAAACUGUUGCAGCCACUCAGGAAUGAACCAGAUGCAGUCCAGCAGACUAAAACUGAGCAUACAGUAAUAUAACCCUUCUCACUUGCUUUUGUCCCUGUUCAAUUAUUAAAAUAGGUGUAUGUUCUGUGUAUUGCAUAAGAUUUCUAUGCCAAUGAUUCAUGAGGAGUUUCACGAUCGACUGACUAAUUAUUAGUCUGCUACUAGUACUGAAUAGGAUUUUAAGUCAUCUGUCUCUGGUCUUGCAUUGUUUUGGAAAGGAAACAUAUGCCUUUGAGUGGUUAAAGUGAUUUGUUGUGCUUCAGUCAGAGGGUUUAACCUAAUUAAAUUGGUAGGCCGACAUUACCUCAGUAGAAUAGCUAUAGGAUUUCAGUCUUGUCGUCGUAACACAUUUCUUGGUAAAUUAGGAUUAUUGAGCAGCAGUAGGCUAUGUAGUUAAUAUUAACGGAAUUUAGAAUAGACAGGUGUCAAAAUAUAACAUGUAUAUUGCAAUUGUCGAAUAGUUACUAUUAGGAUUCGGUAGGUACUAUGCCAUAACAUUAUUAACCUGUUAAACAAAGUUUCAGACAAUGUGCUGUCUAUUCCAGGUAAUGAUUUGGCCCUGUAGACCCUGCAUCCCAGACUCAUAGUUGAUAUGGACCCUGGCAGGGUUGCCUGAUGCAUGCUUACUUCACUGGCAACCUGCUAAACCAUAUUUCCCACUCAUGUUGAACAUUGUCUGUAAUUUGCAGGAAAUCUAACAUACAACAUCAAAUCUAAGAAAUUACUACUAUAAUCCUCCUGUUGUCUUACUAUUGUAAGACCUACUAAGGAAACUUAGUAACCAAGACCCCUACUGUAAGAGGCAAUGGCGCCUUUGUCACAUUAAUCUGAGGUGACAUUCAACCCCAUGUAGGCUCUCAUGGAAAGCUAAAUGUAGUCUGCUGUAUUAAGUAAGCCUACAUUGUAUGAUGCUGCUUUUUACUCACGCUGGAGUGUUGCGUAUCUCCUCAAUAUUGUAAGGGCAAGGAUAUUCCACACUGCAGUUUAAGGGCAAGUUGAGUCUGACUCAUGGUGGCUCAAUUAGGCUAGAGUCUAAACAGCCACGAAAGCUCAUAUUUCCUUCUCUUUCGGAUUUCUCAUGUGUUCUCGUUUUAAUCAAAUUGGCAUAGAGACAUAUUAAAGAUAAAGAGCAUUUUCUUAAUUUAGGCAAAACAUUUUUGUAUGGAUACCUUUUACAUAUGUAUUUGUGUCAGUCUGCAUAUAAGAAAACAGUCCUGUUGGACAGCCCAGAGAGACAUACAGUGAGGGAAAAAAGUAUUUGAUCCCCUGCUGAUUUUGUACGUUUGCCCACUGACAAAGACAUGAUCAGUCUAUAAUUUUAAUGGUAGGUUUAUUUGAAAAGUGAGAGACAGAAUAACAACAAAAAAAUCCUGAAAAAUGCAUGUCAAAAAUUUUAUAAAUUGAUUAGCAUUUUAAUGAGGGAAAUAAGUAUUUGACCCCUCUGCAAAACAUGACUUAGUACUUGGUGGCAAAACCCUUGUUGGCAAUCACAGAGGUCAGACGUUUCUUGUAGUUGGCCACCAGGUUUGCACACAUCUCAGGAGGGAUUUUGUUCCACUCCUUUUUGCAGAUCUUCUCCAAGUCAUUAAGGUUUCGAGGCUGACGUUUGGCAACUUGAACCUUCAGCUCCCUCCACAGAUUUUCUAUGGGAUUAAGGUCUGGAGACUGGCUAGGCCACUCCAGGACCUUAAUGUGCUUCUUCUUGAGCCACUCCUUUGUUGCCUUGGCCGUGUGUUUUGGGUCAUUGUCAUGCUGGAAUACCCAUCCACGACUCAUUUUCAAUGCCCUGGCUGAGGGAAGGAGGUUCUCACCCAAGAUUUGACGGUACAUGGCCCCGUCCAUCGUCCCUUUGAUGCGGUGAAGUUGUCCUGUCCCCUUAGCAGAAAAACACCCCUAAAGCAUAAUGUUUCCACCUCCAUGUUUGAUGGUGUUCUUGGGGUCAUAGGCAGAAUUCCUCCUCCAAACACGGCGAGUUGAGUUGAUGGCAAAGAGCUCGAUUUUGGUCUCAUCUGACCACAACACUUUCACCCAGUUCUCCUCUGAAUCAUUCAGAUGUUCAUUGGCAAACUUCAGACGGGCCUGUAUAUGUGCUUUCUUGAGCAGGGGGACCUUGCGGGCGCUGCAGGAUUUCUGUCCUUCACGGCGUAGUGUGUUACCAAUUGUUUUCUUGGUGACUAUGGUCCCAGCUGCCUUGAGAUCAUUGACAAGAUCCUCCUGUGUAGUUCUGGGCUGAUUCCUCACCGUUCUCAUGAUCAUUGCAACUCCACGAGGUGAGAUCUUGCAUGGAGCCCCAGGCCGAGGGAGAUUGACAGUUCUUUUGUGUUUCUUCCAUUUGCGAAUAAUCGCACCAACUGUUGUCACCUUCUCACCAAGCUGCUUGGCGAUGGUCUUGUAGCCCAUUCCAGCCUUGUGUAGGUCUACAAUCUUGUCCCUGACAUCCUUGGAGAGCUCUUUGGUCUUGGCCAUGGUGGAGAGUUUGGAAUCUGAUUGAUUGCUUCUGUAGACAGGUGUCUUUUAUACAGGUAACAAACUGAGAUUAGGAGCACUCCCUUUAAGAGUGUGCUCCUAAUCUCAGCUCGUUACCUUUUCUAAAAGACACCUGGGAGCCAGAAAUCUUUCUGAUUUGAGAGGGGGUCAAAUACUUAUUUCCCUCAUUAAAAUGCAAAUCAAUUGAUAACAUUUUUGACAUGCGUUUUUCUGUUUUUUUGUUGUUGUUAUUCUGUCUCUCACUGUUCAAAUAAACCUACCAUUAAAAUUAUAGACUGAUCAUGUCUUUGUCAGUGGGCAAGCGUACAAAAUCAGCAGGGGAUCAAAUAUUUUUUUCCCUCACUGUAUGCAUAUAAUCUUACAUUUUAUUUAGUUUGAAAUUAGCCUGGUAAAUGCGUUUUUAAUCUGUAGGCUACAAUCUCAAUUGACCACCCAGUUUAUUUGCUUAAACCCAAUCAAGGAGUGCAACAUUUGACCGAUAUUAUAAUAAUAAUAAUAUGCCAUUUAGCAGACGCUUUUAUCCAAAGCGACUUACAGUCAUGUGUGCAUACAUUUUUACGUAUGGGUGGUCCCGGGGAUCGAACCCACUACCCUGGCGUUACAAGCGCCAUGCUCUACCAAUUGAGCUACAGAGGAAACCCCAUGAUUAAUCAGAAAUAGUGGGGAGAGCAGGUCACACAAUGGUAGUAAAUGUCAGGGCAGCAUGCCCUCAGGCUAGGGCUGGGCGAUAUGGACAAAAUAUAAUAUCACUGUAUUUUUCAAAUUUUUGGCGUAUUUUAUGUUUUUGAAUUAUACAAGUUCUAAAUGUGCUUUACGAGUAGUACGUGACCCUAUUGUGGCAACACAUACAUACAUACAUACAUACAUACAUUCUAAAAUAUUUCAAUGGGUCUUUCUCCAUUCUGAUUGUUUUAUACAGUUCAAUUCAACUGAAACCAAAAACAAUUCAUCUAUUUGCACUCAUUUGAGAUCAUUUCCCACUGCCACCUAGGGCUGCACAAUAUGGGCAAACAAUCUAGGCCUUAUUUUUAACCAAAUGUUGCAAUUGCGAUUUGACUUGCUAUUUAGAGCAAAACACUUGGGUGAACUGUUGGAAUCAUGGAAAUAGACUGAUUAUUUUAAUUCUAUAGUUAGAAUAUAAUAGUGGGCACUUUGAAUACAGCGUUUUGACAUGACAACAAAUGUAAAUGCCAGGGAGGAGUACUUGUGAUAGGGUAGGAACCAAAGUGUUGUGUUUCCUAGGGGACCCUAUAAUCUUUGGCUACAUUGAAUGUUUUCUCAUAGCUACUUCAUGUAGCUAACAUAUUCAUGCUGCACGUAUUCCUCUUCGAUUUAGAAGAUACUGUUGCACAAACAACAUGCUGAUUUAGGUCUACACCAUCACUGGUAUUAUCAGGCUGUAUAGCUAGUUACGUUUGCUCUGACUUAGUACAUUUUAUUAGCUAGCCAGCUAACUAGCGAUUAGCAUUUGCGGCUAACACGAUUUAGGCCCAACUUGCUAAGAAAAGAAAAACUAGCCAUCUGCAGAUGUAAGAAACACAAACUAAUAGUGUAAUUAUAGAAUGCUAGUGGAUUUAUAUUAAGAAAAUGAAAACGGCAUCGUUGUCAUCAACAUUGUUGCUUGUGCUGCAUUGACCACGCAGACUGAACGAAAGUGUCUCUGGUCGAGCAACAACAAAUGCACUCCUUGAGUGACGGGGGCGGGGCUAGGUCUGUGUGGAAAGCGGCGCGGAGAGAGAUGACUCCAGUAGCGGAGUAAACUAUCAAAAUGGACGUUCCACGCGGCGUAUCACAUUUAAUAAACCAAACAUUCAAAUACCGUUAUAGAAGGUCAAGUAAAAACCCAAACCGGUCCAUGCAUCAAUACCGGUGUAUAUAGUCAAAUACGGCAUACUGCCCAGCCCUACCUCAGGCCGUAGAGCUGCCCAGCAGAGUCAGUUAAAAAAGGAGCCCAAGGGCUCUCAUCUUCAAAGUUACUUGAUCAAAUAUGGCCUGCUCUUGAAAAUGAAGGACAUACAAGUUAAAUAAAACCCUAGCCUCCAUAAAUUUACCUCUAUCCCCUUAAAAACCCCGAAGAGGCUCAAUUGAUUUCAUUUGCUUGUACAGAAGAGAAAGUGGAGACGGAAAAGGAAGAUUUUUAAAUGUCCUCCCAGAGACGAUCACAAGUCUCGAUUUAAAUUAGCAGAAGAGAACUGGGAAAAGGAAGUUUGUCGUAGAGUUGACGCCGGGUGGGGACACCUCUGCAUGGUGUCGUGAAUUGGCAGGCUGGUCGUGUAGGAGACAGAGUAAAGUAGAGAAGUGCCCAGUCUCUGGUGUGAAGUGGCCCUCUGAUAGCACUGAGCCAUGCUGCAUGAUAUGAGUAAGUCUGGGUGCCUGCCUCUACUUUGUACCCUCCACAUUUACAUGCCCUGACCCACUUCAGCAGUGGCCAGAGUGGGGGGAUGGGGACAGGGAGGGGUAGUCUGUGUAGGACGCUAAAAAUACCCCAUCCGCACCAGCAAGACCAUAGCAGAGGGAUCCCUGGAAUUGCUGUCCUUGACUCACAUCGAAUAAGUUGGCAUGUAGAGGGGUUCAAAGUGCCAACCAUGACCAAGAGGGUUUCCUUAGUUUGGGGGCAUUGCUUGGAAGUCCAGCACCACACGUUGUCAUUUGAACAGAUAACAUUUGCACCGUUUGGCCAUAGAGAGCUGGUACAUUUAAUACUUUCUGCUCCCAGGAAAGGAGAAACUGCUGGGCUUUUUUAUGACAAAUGUCUAUUCUUAUACGGUUGUGAAACCUCAAUAGCUUUCUUUGGUCUUCUCUUACUUAGUAAGGGUUUUGCUGGUGUCGUGCACAAAGGGUUAACCUGGCUCCUGUCGUUGUUCAACCAUACCAUGCCAGCUGUUAGCUCAGAGAUCCAAUCACAAUGAUUUUCCACUGUUGUGACAUGUGACCUGUUCCGCAACCCGAAACUGUCACCGCUCAGCAAAUGUUGGCACUUCCUUCAUCUUGGUGGUGCAGGCUCAGAGCAUAAGAUGUGAGGACAGGGGAAAUGGAGUUGGGCCGCCACCAUUACUUUGGGGUUGAACAUGUGCGUUUGCUGGGUGCUGAGGGCAACUCAAAUAUGCCAACCAUUUUUAGAGGGCCAUUUAGGAGAAGAAAAAAAACGCAUCGAGCGAGUCACACACAGCAAUAGGCAAGUUAACAUGGUAAGUAAUCUGGGCCACAGUGGAAAUUCACUUGAAUUUGUCUUAAGUUGUGGAAAGAUGCCGUUCCUGUCAGGCAGAAUGCAAGUUGCCAGAGGGUUUCAAUUAGUAUAAAUGGGCCACACUAAAAUUUGAGUAUAAGUUCCACUUAGGCAAAGGUAAAAAGUUUCACUUUGUGUUUUCACACAUCUGACAAAAAAAUUUUUUUAAACACUACCACAUGAAAUAUUUUGGUGGAGACCUCUGCGUACCUUUCAAUCUCACCCAAAACUUGUGGCCAGCACAAGGGAUAUUUCCCUCUCAAAUUAGGUUUUAUGUCACCUCAGAAAUGCAACCAGCCCUGCAAUUAUGUUGUGUAAAGAAUAAUAAAUCCUGCCCUUUUUCCAUGGCAGAUGGCUCCAAAUAGAAUUGACGAAUGUGACCGACUAGUUUCCCAAAAAUGAGUCUGAAAGUAGUGGGUUCAUUGGGUUGCUCUCAUUUGUCCAGUUACUGAGAUUAAAUUGUUACUUGUUGUGUGAAUGUACCACAUUCGCGCCCUCGUUAAAGCGCUCUCUUUCUGGGCGUCUUAAAAUAUGUAGGGAUUUUGGCCUGACGCAGAUACAAUUAUGAUUAUUAUGUUCCUAUCCGACUUUAAAAAGGGAAGCGCUCUCUCUCUCUCUUCUCUUCUUUUCCUCUCUUUCUCAUUCAGUUCAUUGUUACACCCAGACACUAAUGCAGACAGUGAAUAAAACCGACUGCCCAGCUGGUGACCACUUUGAGAGAGGGAGUAGGAAGUGCGUCCCCCGCCUCCCCUUCAGUGGUAAAUUCCUUUCCUCUAGAGCAGUGAUUCUCAAACCUCUCCAUUGGGACCCCCAGCCGUUCCAUGUAUUUGAUAUAUUCCAGAGUGUGCGCACAUGAUUCAACUUGUCAACUAAUCGUCAAGCCCUUGACCAGGUGAAUCAGGUGUGCUAGUUCAGGGCUACAACACAUUUUUGAAACGUCUGGGGGUCCCGAAGAGAAGUUUGAGAACCACUGCCCUAGUGGAUCCACUGGUCAUUCACUGUCCUAUUUUGCCCUUUAGCCAGUAUACAGUGGGGAGAACAAGUAUUUGAUACACUACCGAUUUUGCAGGUUUUCCUACUUACAAAGCAUGUAGAGGUCUGUAAUUUUUAUCAUAGGUACACUUCAACUGUGAGAGACGGAAUCUAAAACAAAAAUCCAGAAAAUCACAUUGUAUGAUUUUAAAGUAAUUAAUUUGCAUUUUAUUGCAUGACAUAAGUAUUUGAUACAUCAGAAAAGCAGAACUUAAUAUUUGGUACAGAAACCUUUGUUUGCAAUUACAGAGAUCAUACGUUUCCUGUAGGUCUUAACCAGGUUUGCACACACUGCAGCAGGGAUUUUGGCCCACUCCUCCAUACAGACCUUCUCCAGAUCCUUCAGGUUUCGGGGCUGUCGCUGGGCAAUACGGACUUUCAGCUCCCUCCAAAGAUUUUCUAUUGGGUUCAGGUCUGGAGACUGGCUAGGCCACUCCAGGACCUUGAGAUGCUUCUUAUGGAGCCACUCCUUAGUUGCCCUGGCUGUGUGUUUCGGGUCGUUGUCAUGCUGGAAGACCCAGCCACGACCCAUCUUCAAUGCUCUUACUGAGGGAAGGAGGUUGUUGGCCAAGAUCUCGCGAUACAUGGCCCCAUCCAUCCUCCCUUCAAUACGGUGCAGUCGUCCUGUCCCCUUUGCAGAAAAGCAUCCCCAAAGAAUGAUGUUUCCACCUCCAUGCUUCACGGUUGGGAUGGUGUUCUUGGGGUUGUACUCAUCCUUCUUUUUCCUCCAAACACGGCGAGUGGAGUUUAGACCAAAAAGCUAUAUUUUUGUCUCAUCAGACCACAUGACCUUCUCCCAUUCCUCCUCUGGAUCAUCCAGAUGGUCAUUGGCAAACUUCAGACGGGCCUGGACAUGCGCUGGCUUGAGCAGGGGGACCUUGCGUGCGCUGCAGGAUUUUAAUCCAUGACGGCGUAGUGUGUUACUAAUGGUUUUCUUUGAGACUGUGGUCCCAGCUCUCUUCAGGUCAUUGACCAGGUCCUGCCGUGUAGUUCUGGGCUGAUCCCUCACCUUCCUCAUGAUCAUUGAUGCCCCACAAGGUGAGAUUUUGCAUGGAGCCCCAGACCGAGGGUGAUUGACCGUCAUCUUUAACUUCUUCCAUUUUCUAAUAAUUGCGGCAACAGUUGUUGCCUUCUCACCAAGCUGCUUGCCUAUUGUCCUGUAGCCCAUCCCAGCCUUGUGCAGGUCUACAAUUUUAUCCCUGAUGUCCUUACACAGCUCUCUGGUCUUGGCCAUUGUGGAGAGGUUGGAGUCUGUUUGAUUGAGUGUGUGGACAGGUGUCUUUUAUACAGGUAACGAGUUCAAACAGGUGCAGUUAAUACGGGUAAUGAGUGGAGAACAGGAGGGCUUCUUAAAGAAAAACUAACAGGUCUGUGAGAGCCGGAAUUCUUACUGGUUGGUAGGUGAUCAAAUACUUGUGUCAUGCAAUAAAAUGCAAAUUAAUUACUUAAAAAUCAUACAAUGUGAUUUUCUGGAUUUUGGUUUUAGAUUCCGUCUCUCACAGUUGAAGUGUAAUUACAUUUACAGACCUCUACAUGCUUUGUAAGUAGGAAAACCUGCAAAAUCAGCAGUGUAUCAAAUACUUGUUCUCCCCACUGUAGGUUGGGUCAUUUUUAUCACGGACCAUUUGAAUUGCCUUUCUUCAUACAAAGCUGCCUUUUACAUGUCAUCUUUCCUGCCGUUUUUUGACUUCCUGAUUCCGGUGCACCCCUCUGUCCGGCUCGAACCUGGCACAUUCCCUUCUGAUGGUUCUAAGAAUUUAAUCAAAUAGAAUCCUCCUUCAAACAGGCUGACCACUGCUGUGCUUUAUUCUGCACUUUGGUCCCUAACAUGGGGGGGGGGUAAAAGAUGAAUGGACAGGGCUCGGUUAUUAGUCUUUGCCAGUGACCUGGGGUUCCUACAAUCUAUUUUCAGAAGGGUGCUGUGAAGCAAACGACUACAAGCGUCUUUGCCUGAUAGUUUGGAUUAUACCAUCAGUGUGUUGCCUUGUGACUUUUUCAUAAUAAGUGCUGUUAUUGAAAUGAAACAUGCCAUUUGAAUUCUGAAUGACCAACGUUAUGUAUUUUUUCUCUUUCAGAUCCUCGUAUGCUGUCUUCUGAGUCUGCGUGUGUGAACCUCGGUGAACAUGAAAGAAUAGGGCACGCCACGGUCUGAGGGAAAUGGCUUUUGAUCUGUCCAAGUCCUUCUACCUGGAGUCUCCUCACUUCACCACCAUCCUCCUCUGAAGGACCUGUAGCUGUUUAUGGGAACUACUACUGGGCUUGCUCGCAGAGGAUUUUAGCUCUCCCUUUGGGACACCAUUUUUCACCGUAGCCGACGGUGCGCGCGCGCAGAGGGACAUUAUGGCGAACAACUCGUACAGCGGAGUGAAGAACUCCACGUCCACGGCCAACCAUGAUGGGGACUUUGGCUGCUCGCUAAAGGACCUGCGGUCUCUCAUGGAACUGCGGGGGGCAGAGGCAAUAGGCAAAAUCAGGGAAAGUUAUGGGGAUGUUCAAGGACUCUGCACCCGAUUGAAAACGUCACCUGUCGAUGGUAGAUACCGCCUCGUUCUAUUUCUCAACCAAUUCACCUUCAUCACUCUUCAUUUGGAUUAGAUCUGUUGUUCUUGAAUGCUAGUUGUGAAUGCUAGCUUAGAGAGCAUGUCAUUGGGCCGUGUCAUCCACAGCACCUUGACAUCACUUCCUUGGAAAGCUGGUAUCCUAGUAGACAGGUGGCCGGGGAAGGGUGGUACUGACCCGGUCCGGGCCUUGAGCUAUUCUGGGGCCUGUGUAUCUCUCGCUCUCUUUUUUCACCUCUGAUGUGCGGAGGGAGGCUUCCGACAGACCAGCUGUCUGCCUGGGCACCGUACCAGACUCUGCAGGUCAAUGUUCCACAUGUGGGGACAGGACAGGAUGGUGUGCACAGCUAGUAACUGGUUUAAAGUUGUGGUGUGGGCAAGACGCUCAUCUCCGGAACUGGUCUGCUACCCUGUUCCGUUGUGCAGCUUUCCAGCAGCACGGCAUGCUUUUAUCCCCCUUUCAUCAUGCCCUGGAGACGAGAGUUGAAAAACACUUAAUUACCAGAGUCUGUCUUUUUGCUGUAGCCGGUGCACAGGUCUCUCAGGGCUCUCCCCAGCAAUGUCUUGGUCUGUGUAGCAGCUAAUCUUAAAAAAUGGCACUGCUUUUUUAAGUGUGUGUGUAUAUAUAUAUAUAUAUAUAUAUAAGUCCCCACCACCACUGCAAUAUUUAUCCUAUUUUUAUAAGGUGGUUCAGGCAGUACCCCUGUUCCGUUCCUCAGGGACUAUCCCUGUUGUCUGCUUUAUAUCCUGUCUGUGUGUGUAGACGCUGAUCCUCUCUGUCCACUCAGCAGAUCUGGCCAUGCCAAGUGUGUGGAAAAAGUGCCAAGUCACUUUACAUCAGGGACUUGCUUGUGUAGAGCCUCUCCUGCAUACAUUGGUUUACCGCUCUCUCUCCAGUCCCCACAUAGAAGUUGUUGUGCCUAAUCGCCGGCAUGACCUGGAUUGAACUCUUGGGGGAGGGGAUUUUCGGUUUGAUCCCAGAUUAAAACGGCAUGGUUUCAAUGGUAGUAAUGAAUGGCCUGUACCACAUCCGUUUGUAGGUGGUGUAGGUUCUACAAACCCCUGUGCAACAUUCAUUUGUUGGUUUGAACUUCAGAAGUGGCACAAGGGUUUGUUGUUUUGAACAUCAGAUAGGUUUGUAUUAGAGUUAACAUACCAUGAUGUUAUAGUAUAUGCAAUAUUUCAAUGAUUUGGACAAUGGUUGCCCCAUUCUUUCAUGCAUAAUCUUUUUUUUUUUAACAACGGUUUUCUCAUAUUCAUAGCUGACAUUCUUUGAAAAGGAAAAUGCUCAACACUCACUCACCAUUAAAAAUGCAUUGUUUUAUUCAAGUUAAAAUAUAAAUUUUUCCGCCAUCAAUGGUCUUCAUCAGAACCACACACACCUGGCUUUGUACAAGGCUUGAAUAUCUGCUCAAAGCUGUUGUGAUUAUUGAAAAAGGUUUUGCAGGGUCGAUAGCUGAGACUGGUGUCUCAAGUUUUAUUUGUCACAUGCACAGUGAAAUGUUUAACUUGCAGGCCCUUCCCAGCAGUGCAGUAUUCAAUAUCAAAGGAGUAGAACUAAAAAAAUCAACAUGAGAAAUAAGAAAGGAAGUAAAAAACUGUAGAAUGGAAGCUAUAUAGAGGGUCGGUGCCAGUACCAGAUUUACAAUGACCAUCGUCUACACGUGUCUGAGCAUCUGUGUCAACCGGUUGAAAUGCCGAACAGAAAGACCGCUCAUACUUGAGGCUUGAAUGAUCUCAAAUGCCCUAGAUCAGUCAGUUAUGGUACUUGUCCUCUCCUGCCCUUUGUUCAGUGAGUAUUGAAACACCAAGAUGAUUAACAACCAGAAGUAUUUAGGCCUAGUCAUAGCUGGAUUCUGUUCUGCCAGCUCAGUGUCAAAGUGCCAGAGUAAAGCUCCAACUGGGGGGGUUUUAAAUGUGUCAAUUGCAAGGAUUUGUUGAGCUUUGUAUUUGGAUGUUUUUGGUGAAUUGUAAAGUUUGUAUAAUUUGUAAUGACAAAGCAGGGGAUCUGUACAGGGCCAUGCCUUGUAUAAUAUUGUUGUUGGUAGAUUUAUUUUGUCUUGAUGUAUGCUAGCUAGAGACACAAUUUCAUGUAAGUAGUCAUGACAGUUGGUGUUUUAUUAAGGAUAAACGCGGAUGAGAUCAGAUAGGGUUAUCUGUCCAUUUAGUUAGGCCUUGUGCAUGUUCAGAAACUUUCAAAUCAUCGCUUUCAUUUCCGCUGACAGGAAUUUACAGUAUUAUUACUUUGCACUUUUUUGGAUGGCUAGUCAUUUCUGAUAGAAUGUUCCUCUGAGAAAUGUGUUAAUUUGGAAAAUGAAUGAUUCUCUACCCAUCCACCUAUAUUUGACAAUGUACACUUGAGUUUACACAGCUUGCUCUCCUUUCAAGUGACCAUAGCUUACAGCCACUGUAGUGCCCUUCCCGGUGUCAUUUGAAAAUGUUCCCAGUGUGAAAAUGUUCUCAAUUCAAUUCUCCUCAUUUUCACUUUCUGAUCGAUUGUGAUGUGAUUUUGUAAAAUUUCUCAGAGCCUGAAAAUUGUCACAGUUCAAUAAUUGCACGCACGUCUGCUUAUGUGGAUGGCUGAGCUCAUUCGGAUGUCUCUCCACCCCCCUCGGCCUUAAUUAGCUAGCUAUCGUUUAUUUAGCUACACAAUCGAAAACUGCACACCUCUGAGAACAAGCCAUCUCGACCAGCUUGACCACUAAUUAUGCUAGCUCGCUAGCUAGCUAAUUAUGGGUGAGGGAGGGUGUGGAGGGAGACAUCCGCACAAGCACAGCCAUCCACAUAAGUAGACGCGUGCAAUUAUUGAACUGUGAGGAAUGUACAUGUCAUAAUCGAUCAGAACAGUCAAAACAAUCAGAACGUGAAAAUUGGGAACAUUUUGACAUGACACCCUGCCCCUGAUAAGCUAGAGUAGCUCCACAUUGUUUCCUCCACAGCGUGUGCAGUGCAGCAGCUCCACUACUUGGCUGGGUGCCCCAGAGUUUUUGACACAUGUAUUUCAAUCAGCUCAUUCACUGUUGGCCCAGGAAAUUAAGCCGUCAUUUAAGAUUACUGCCAGCUUGACAAUCGAAAGAGGAUUGCUAAUUAGUUAGUAGGCUAUUUCUCCAUUCUAAAGCCCAGUGCUUUCACUAAUCUUUUGACCACUUCCAGCUUUUAUUUGGAAAAUCUGCUUUCUUUACUGGUUACAGCAUUACUAGGGACAGCGUUAACAUUUGUUUUAAAGGGAGCAGGCCUUCCUAUAACCCUUGAAUGUCACACUAUAUUUAGCCCAGAAUACUAUAUGUACCCACCAGACCUCCACAAGGCUAUUUUCUACACUGUAACCACAAUCUUUCCCCUCUUACAAGAGGCUGUUCUUCUGUCCCUUAACCACAUUCUUCUGCAUAAGCUGAAUUUUAAAUAACUCUGCCCCUGAGCAACAAUAUUAUUGACAAUCUUAGGGGUCGCGUUAAUGCAUCGUGUUUUUCACGCAGAAAAAAAAGAAAACGCAUAAGAAAAAUCUUGCUGUGUUUUGUAAACGCAGAUCUGAAAUGCUUCUUAUUCGUCGUUUCUGCUGGGCUUCAGACUAAUUUUGUGCUUCAGUUGCGCUUCUCCACUCGGAUGAGAAAUCUUGGCUUUCAUUGUCAGACCAAUCAGUUUCCCACAUUCAGGAACUGCCAUUCUAUCAGCAGACAGUGCUCUGACUGACGUGUACCUACUUCUCCCUGUGUUCUUUUCUCCAGUAAAUGCAAAGAUUAACUGGCUACAUUCUUUCUAUGAUAAACAUUAGAAAUAUGAUGGCCAUGCAUUGUUUUUGCAAAAAAAAACUUGCUUUUUCGUUGUAAACUAAUAUACGUGUGGCUGCUAGCCAAAAGUGUGUCGUAAACUAAUAUACGUGGCUGCUAGCCAAAAUAGCGUUGCACUUCGGUUGUCAUCUGAUGAUAAUGAAGCUAUUUUCUGCUGAAUGUGUGCACUGUUUUGUGUGAGCUAUAGUUGCUCACCCCUAAUCACUAUUGAAGCAAAAAAAACACUGACUUUCAAUAUAAAAUGUAGGUGAAAUGGUUUAAAAUGCAGAUAUUGAUGGUCUGCGUUUUCAAAAUGCAGAUUUCUGAAAGCUAUGCAAUCCCUGAAUCUUUUCAGAUUGCCCGCUCAUUCUUUCACUAUUGUUCGAACUCUUCAGAGUAGACGUAUUUUGGGUGCCACUACAUUUAUCUGGUGAUAUUGAUCUCGUCUGCCUGCAGAUUGAUUUACCUGUUGUAAUCUCUGGUGUUAAAGUCCCUUCAGCAGGAUAGUUGAUUGCUCACUUCUGGGAUUGUCUCUGGUUAUUGGUGAUUUCAUGAUGUUUUGUUUUUGACCCUACCUGUACUUUUAAGCUGUGUCAGUCUUGCUAGUAUUGUUCUCUUUUGAAACCAAGGCUAUGUCUUUGAAACAGCAUCUCUGGUAGACUUUGCGCAGAAUGCCGAUGGAACACAAAAGUACGUUUCCUAAUUGUUAAGGCAAGAUUGUCAGAAUGAAAACGUAUCUUGCUUCCAUCAACUACUGUCUAUAGCACUACACAGCUGAUUCAAAUAAUCAAAGCUUGAUGAGUUGCUUAUUUGAAUCAGCUGUGUAGUGCUACUGUCCUGUUGGUUUUCACUCCAACCCUAAUCUAGUGCAUCUGAUUCUAAUAAUUAGCUGGUUGAUAAGCUGAAUGAGGUUAGUUACAACUGGGGUUGGAGUGAACCUACAGGAGGGUAGCUCUCCAGGAACAGGGUUGGAGAACCCUGGUCUAUAGUCUACUGCAGUGUUUUCCAACUCCAUUCCUCAAGUUCCCCCAACAGUACUCAUUUUUAUUGUAGCCCUGGACAAGCACACCUGAUUCAACUUGUUAACUAAUCAUCAAGCGUUGAAUGAGGUAUGUUUGUGCCGGUCUACAACCAAAAUGUGUACUGUUGGGGCUGCUGGAGGACUUACACUGUACUAGUAGUAGCAGGUUUGUUAUAAAGCUGGACGCCUGCUAGGGGAAGCUAUUCCUCCGUAGACUUCUAGAUGUCUCCACUCUCUGUCUGCAGAGAUCAUGUAUCCAUGGCUGUUUUGCCCAAAUCAUUUUACCACCUGCACCACGAGUAAAGUCCAGAGGGCUAAUUUUAAACCACAGUGUCGGGAGAAUAGGACAGUACUUGGAGGGGUUAAGCGGGGACAAGUUGAUUAUUAAAGAGUUAAUGAAUAGUCGCACGGGUGACUGGUGAUGGACUUUCAAAUAGCUAAAUGAUUCAAACGCUAACAUGAUUUGAACCUUUUGUUUGUCAUACGUCCUCUUGCCUUAAUCAUUCUAUUGUCACUAAUGUUUAUUUCACUAAUACGGAGAUGGGGUGGAGAGAAAGUGGUGGAUUGUGGAAAAUGGAGCGAGUAUUAGCUGUCAGCAUGCUUUCAUUAGAGGCUGGUAAUGAAUCAAAAUAGACUGUGAGGGACAGCCAGCUAGAGAGCAGUGCGGCAGCAGCAGCAUGAUAAACCUUAGCCUUUGAUCGUGCUGUAAACGGUGAGUCAUCACCAGCAGCACCUCAUCCCCGCGCACGCAAACACACUGGGGGAGAGAGAGGGAAGACUGCAUUAUACCUCCCUAGCUGGCUGACUGGCUGCCCCUCGACACACUACUUUAACAUGUAAACACACACGCAGAAAUAUGGAUUUAUUACGAGAUACAGUUUGACGCAUACAUAGACACCAGCUAUAAAACGUCCCUUUUUUGAUCUGAAAACGAUCAGUCAAAUGACUGUCAUGGGGUUUACGUUAUAGGCUAAUUGCUGUAAGUAGGCUUAGAGCAGCAGCGCAAUAUUCUAGUGUAUUGCUCGCUACUUGUUGUUCUGUGGGGUGAAUUCCGGCAUGCUAUCUCCACCAGGAGUUUGAUGUAAUGCGAAUGUGAAUAGAGUGGUCUUGACGUGGCCAAAUUGCCCUAUCUCUUGUACUUGAAAUAUUACACUGGAUGUUCCAGUAGCACCUUCAAAAGUUGAUUCUGACAGCUCCUUCUGGCAGAGAAUCGUAUCUCAGCAGGUGUGCAUGCCCCCUCUCCUCCCUUGUAUCCUUCAAUCUCCUCGCCCUUCUCUAUUCUAUCUUUCACUCUCCUCUCCUUCUCCACCCCACUGCUGCUCUGCAAUGCUGACUAAUUACCCACUGCUACAUGUGAUGUCAUUGCACAGUGCUUGCCUGCAGACUGUGAGCCCUUGCUGGCCCUUCUGCUGCUGUUCAGUCUCCAUUCAUUAGACUGGGAGCCUCAGCCUCCCGACUGACUCCCUACAGCUUGCCUACAGCCUCCCAGUCUAGUCUCCCACUCUUCAUUAGUCCAUGUCUGUCUGUCUCUAGCUAUCUCUCAUCUCUCUCUGUUGCGCUCUCUAUUUCUGCUCCUAGAGCCUGCUUAUAACCUCCCAAUCUAUCUCCCAGAUCACUAUUGAUUAGUCUCUUCUCUCUCUGUCAUUCUCUGUCUCCCUCUGACUCUCUGCCUCCACAGUUCAGUCAGUCAGUACGCUUAAAUAUAGGUCGAAAAGCCACAUCAAAUGUAUGAAAAGUAUUUUGAAUGUGACCGCCCUCCUUUGCCUGUGGAGAGCAGGCAUUUGAAUGAGCUGCACGGCAAGCGAAAUGCUCUCUGUGCACACAAAUGAAUGGGUCCACAGAGCAGUCGGGCCUUGUCACGUUGAAUAAGGUGAGACAAUGAUAGGGCCUUGCUGUGACUGUCUGAAUGUAAAAAUGAUCACUGCAUCUCCAGUUAUCAAUCUGUGUAUUCAAUCACUGGCGGGGGAAAGUCACUUGUGUGAUUUGUCUUAAUAACAUGUAGGUUUUCUGACUGUCCUCAAUUAUAUAUAUUUUUUUUAUAUAUCCUGGAAUUCUACCCUUAAAAUCUGAGAGCGUAGCUCCGGUUGACUUAUUUUGCAGAAGUAGAAUGUGUAUUGUCGCCGGGUGGCAUUGUUGUCUUAUAGUGUGUUUAUUUGGAACUGCACGGCCUGUCAGAAACACUGAUGCCCUGUGGGUGCUUGUUUUCAGGAGCCCUGCGACAGAAUACGGCUCUCUGACCUACCUCAAUCUAUUCUGUCUUUCUGGUCCUGGCUCUUUUCAUUUAAUUAAUUCACCAAAUGUCUACAUGCAUCGUUGUCGAUGAGGUUAAUGAGGCAUUGGAUAUUACCAUUCUUUUCCAGAGUUGGUGGUUGUGGUAAUGGUUGUCAAAAAUAAAUGUCAACGGUACUAAGAAAAUGUAAAAACACAAAUGCACUGGCUUAAUCUAAUUCCAUCUCUCUCUUUUCCCCCAGGUUUAAGUGGGCAGCCCGCAGACAUCGACAAAAGAAAAGAAGUGUUCGGGCAGAACUUAAUACCUCCGAAAAAGCCCAAAACAUUUCUUCAAUUAGUUUGGGAAGCAUUACAAGACGUAACACUGAUUAUCCUGGAAGUGGCAGCCAUAGUUUCAUUAGGCCUUUCUUUCUAUAGACCUCCAGAUGCCGAACGAGAACGUAAGCAACACCUAUUUACCUCUUCUACUUGAUGCCUAGGCAGUAAUGGAGGUAACUCAGUGGUUUUCUGACCAUCCUGUGCUGGCUCUGAUGUUUUCUUUUUAAAUCGGAGCACUUCGGAUUGGCCUGAUAGUUUAUAAACCACCUACAGUGACUUCAGAAAGUAUUCACACCCUUUUUUUUUUUGUUAACGAUCUAAAUAAAAUGCCCCAAACAUAACGCUUUGUAUUCAGGACAUAAGUUAAUUUCUUUGCCACAUUUUUUACAGUUUUACUUUAGUGCCUUAUUGCAAACGGGAUGCAUGUUUGGAAUAUUUAUAUUCUGUACAGGCUUCCUUCUUUUCACUCUGUCAUUUAGGUUAGUAUUGUGGAGUAACUACAAUGUUGAUCAAUCCUCAGUUUUCUCCUAUCGCAGCCAUUAAACUCUGUAACUGUUUUAAAGUCACCAUUGGCCUCAUCGUGAAAAUCCUGAGCGUUUUCCUUCCUCUCCGGAAACUGAAUUAGGAAAGACACCUGUAUCUUUGUAGUGACUGGGUGUAUUGAUACACCAUCCAAAGUGUAAAACUUCACCAUGCUCAAAGGGAUAUAUAAUGUCUGCUUUUUUAUUGUUAUUUGACCCAUCUACCAAUAGGUGCCCUUCUUUGCGAGGCAUUGGAAAACCUCCCUGGUCUUUGUGGUUGAAUCUGUGUUUGAAAUUCACUGCUCAACUGAGGGACCUUACAGAUAAUUAUAUGUAUGUAUGGGGUACAGAGAUGAGGUAGUCAUUCAAAUAUCAUAUUAAACACUAUUAUUGCAUACAGUGAGUCCAUGCAACUGAUUAUGUGACUUGUUAAGCAAAUCUUUACUUAUUUAGGCUUGUCAUAACAAUGGGGUUGAAUACUUAUUGACUCAAGACAUUUCAGCUUCUCAUUUUUCAUUUAAUUUCUGAAAACAUAAUUCCCCUUUGACAUUAUGGAGUAUUGUGUGUAGGCCAGUGACACAAUCUCAAUUGAAUCAUAAACAAUUCCAGGCUGCAACACAACCAAAUGUGGAUGAAGUCAAGGGGUGUGAAUACUUUCUGAAGGCACUGUAGGUGUCCAAUGUACUGCACUGAGUAGUUGUAUUUGUAUUUGACUUAAAUUCACUGCAGAGGGAUAGUUUAUUUAAAAUAAAUUCUGCAGCUGGGCCUAUUACUAUUUAAUAACCAUUUACAUCAACAUUUAAUGAUGUGUGUUCAGAUUGUGUCUGUUAGUCACCUGGCGGUCUAUCCCUGUAACUGUGUGCUUUGAUCCGUCUGCAGACUGUGGGAGCGCAGCUGGAGGGGUGGAGGACGAUGGCGAGGCGGAGGCGGGCUGGAUCGAGGGCGCCGCCAUCCUGCUGUCGGUCGUCUGCGUGGUGCUGGUGACGGCGUUUAACGACUGGAGCAAAGAGAAGCAAUUCCGUGGCUUGCAGAGCCGCAUCGAACAAGAGCAGAAGUUUGCCGUUGUCCGCGGCGGCCAAGUCAUCCAAAUCCCCGUGGCUGAGAUUGUGGUCGGCGACGUUGCACAGAUAAAAUACGGUAAGAGGCGUCUCUUGUUGCAUCCAAAUGGCACCUUAUUCCCUAUAUAAGAGCACUACUUUUGACCCGAGCCCUAUGGGCCCACUACAUAGUACAUAGGGUGACGUUUGGGACCCAAUUAUCAGUUAUUGGCGAGGAUGAAUUGACCAGAGCGUGUAAUGUUUUCUGCGUUCAUCCACGUCUUUUGAAUUCAUAAAGGACUAUUUAUUCUCCUGUUUGUGUGUCCCAGGUGAUCUCCUACCCUCGGACGGUAUUCUUAUUCAAGGAAAUGAUCUCAAAAUCGACGAGAGCUCCCUCACGGGGGAGUCGGACCACGUCAAGAAAACGCUGGAUAGAGACCCCAUGCUGUUGUCAGGUAGCUGUCCUAUUCUUGUUCUUCUGCCUUGUUUUAUACUAUGAAGCUCAUGUGGUUGUAGUUCAGUUACCAGGCCUAGAUUUGUCCCCACCCCUAAUAGUGGAAUAAACAAUUUUUGCAACUGGAAUAUAAGGCCUUUGAUAGAUGAUCUUACUUUGUCUUGGAAUGGGGUAUGCAGGCAGUAUCCAGCAAUAUUCUGAGCUGGAGUCCAGCAGUACUGUCAGGGAUCGCGUUAAUGUAGAAUUCUGCAAAAAAGAACACACACAAAAAACGCAUACCAAAUAUCUUGCUGCAUUUUUUAAAACGCAGAUCUGAAAUGCUGCUUGUUGUAAUUUCUGCUCGGUGUCAGACUGUUGUGCUUCAGUUGCACUUCUCCACUCUGAUGUGAAUUCACAAAUGGCUUUCUAUCAGCAAACAGCGCUCUGACUGAUGUGUUGCUACUUUUCUCUGGUACUUUUCUUGGUGUAGCCUACUUUUCUCAGGUAAUAUGCAAUGUGAUGGUCUGCGUUUUGAAAAUGCAGAUUUCUGAACUCUAAUACAACCCCUGACUGUGGACUUGAUGGUGUAGGUCCAGGACUACUUGAGCACUGUGAAAUAUAUAGACCUCUAAACCCUGUUUUUAUUUUGCCGUCUGAGGGUAUUGCUUGUCUUAUCCCUAAUACCAUUUUAUGAAAGCAAGUUGAUCCUUUAAUAAAAUGGCACUUCCUUGGUCAGAUCCCCAAGGAGGGGAUUUAAAAAGUGCUUGUUUGCCUCUCCCAGCCCCCUGUGGUCUCACCUCCAAGAGAGCCUGUCUGCAUUUAGUCUGCAUCAUCAUCAUCUUCCCACCCAGCUCAGACCAGCCCCUGCCUCUGUUCUGAUAGAGAAAUACAGCCUAAUUAACACAGGCAUGGGGGAGCUCUUAAUGCACUUCUUCCUCCCUCUCUGUCUCUGUGUCUCUCUCUCUCUCACUGUCUCUCUGUUCUCAGUCAGUUGUGGGCAUUAAACUCUGGAGAAAGCUACUGUUGUGUUGUGGGGCUCAUGUUCCCAUUAAUUCACUAAGGCUCACAAUUGGCUUUUGAUUAAAAGCUGGGAGUGUGCAAAUGUGUUAGUGCUGUCAUCCAGGACGAGUAUUUGAGGCUUGACUCUGCUUUUGAAAUGUAAUUCCAAAACGUGAUACACUUUAUUAAGUUUGUAUGCGCUCAUAUUUAGCUGUAAAAAUAAGCCUACAGUUUUUCAUAUUUAGCUGUAAAUAGGCCUACAGUUUUUCCCGUCAGAUUUACUCACAAUGACCACAGGCUCCCGAAUCUGGACCCAGGACUGGAAACACCCAAAUAUUCCUUACUAUCAGUACCAAUUUAUAGCAGACAAAUGAAGCCGUGAGCAACAGAGCUAGGCAGGCUGCCUGCACUUUCCAUGUAAUUGUAACGGGAAUGUUGACGUCUGUAGCGUUAGCUAAGUAAUAGUCAGGGGAACACCUGGCAUUUACACUGUAGCAUUAGCUAGGCGCCUGACUUUCUAGCCUACCUCACCCUACCUCUCCUCUCUAUCUGCGGGCAGGCACAAACAUCAUGCUAAUCUGUAUCCCCCAGGUUUACUCACUUUACCACGGGAAUCAACAUCCAGGACUGCUAACACCCACAUUCCCCACUCCCCAUAGAAUUGGACUAUAAUGGAAAAUGUCUACAUGGCUUUAGCUAAGUAAUAGUAAGGAAAACCCUGGCAGAGGCCUAUACAGUGUAAGCAUCAGUUGUAUGUCUAUGGCGGCGCUACCUCACCCCCCCCUUAUCUGUUUUCCCUCUGCAGGCACCCACGUCAUGGAGGGCUCCGGCAAAAUGCUGGUCACGGCCGUGGGUGAGAACUCUCAAACUGGAAUAAUCUUCGCUUUACUGGGCGCCUCGGAGGAUGACGAGGAUGACGAGGAGGAGAAGGAGGCCAAGAAGAAGGAGAAGAAGGAGAAGAAGGAGAAGAGAAGUACGUUGACAUUUGAGAGCGCGUGGAAUCCAUUCAUGAUUCACAGUGUGCAAGGCAGAGCAUCAUCUACAGUUUUCUCUCUACCCACGCUUUUUACAAUUAUUUUAUUAUGCCUUUGCCCGUUGCACAAAGAAUGGAGUUUUUCUCUCAACAGUCUUUUGUUGAAUUUCUAUAGAUGCAGUUGAUGUGCAGAGAAGUGUGAGGAAGCGGAGUCAGACAGGUAGAGAAUCAGUGGCGCCACUACUCACUCACACAGCAGAGCAGACUGCACUGAGCUGACAGAGGAGAGUGAGGGUUUGAACUAGAGCUAAGCUGAGGAAGGGCUGAGCACAGGUCAGGUCUCAGCUGUGGUGGAACUUAUUUUGGGAGAGCUGCUGCUUCAAUGGGAAUAGUUAGCAAGGCUUUACUUUAGCACUUGCUGCCGUGUUCAAUGCUGCUGUGCCUGUGAAGUCCACAGCCUUGUAUUGAGUGCUUGCAGCUCACGAUGCAGUAUAUGAGGUUAGGUGUUCGUUGUACAUAUAGCGCAGUGCUUUCUGGCAUUCUUUGUUGAGCAAUUGUAGUUCUAUUCAAUCAAGGCCGUGUGUGUGUGUGUGUACACUACAAGACCAAAAGUAUGUGGACACCUGCUGGUCGAACAUCUCAUUCCAAAAUCAUGGGCAUUAAUAUGGAGUUGUUCCCCCCUUUGCUGCCAUAACAGCCUCCUCUCUUCUGGGAAGGCUUUCCACUAGAUUCCGGAACAUUGUUGUGGGGACUUGCUUCGAUUCAGCCACAAAGAGCAUUCGUGAGGUUGGGCACUGAUGUUGGGCGAUUAGGCCUGGCUCGCAGUCUGCGUUUCAAUUCAACCCAAAGGUGUUCGAUGGGGUUGAGGUCAGUGCUCUGUGCAGGCCAGUCAAGUUCUUCAACACUAAUCUCGACAAACCAUUUCUGUAUGGACCGUGCACGGGGGUAUUGUCAUGCUGAAACAGAAAAGGGCCUUCUGUCAUUGUAUGCUGUAGCAUUAAGAUUUUACAUCACUGGAACUAAGGGGCCUAGCCCGAACCAUGAAAAACAGCCUCAGACCAUUAUUCCGUCUUCCACCAAACUUUACAGUUGGCACUAUGCAUUGGAGCAGGUGGCGUUCUCCUGGCAUCCACCAAACCCAGAUUUGUCCGUUGGACUGCCAGAUGGUGAAGCGUGACUUGUCACUCCAGAGCACUCGUUUCCACUGCUCCAGAGUCAAUGGCGGCGAACUUUACACCACUCCAGCCGACGCUUGGCAUUGCGCAUGAUGAUCUUAGGCUUGUGUGCGGCUGCUCGGCCAUGGGAACCCAUUUCAUGAAGCUCCCGACGAACAGUUCUUGUGUUGACAUUGCUUUCAGAGGCAGUUUGGAAUUCGGUAGUGAGUGUUGCAACCGAGGACAAACGAUUUUUACACGCUUCAGCACUUGGCGGUCCCGUUCUGUGAGCUUGUGUGGCCUACCACUUCACGGGCUGAGCCGUUGUUGCUCCUAGACGUUUCCACUUCACAAUAACAGCACUUACAGUUGACCGGGCAUACAUUUGACGAACUGACUUGUUGGAAAGGUGGCAUCCUAUGACGGUUCCACGUUGAAAGUCACUGAGCUCUUCAGUAAGGCCAUUCUACUGCCAAUGUUUGUCUAUGGAGAUUGCAUGGCUGUGUGCUCGAUUUUAUACACUUGUCAGCAACGGGUGCGGCUGAAAUAUCAGAAUCCACUAAUUUAAAGGUGUGUCUACAUACUUUUAUGUGUAUGUGUGCAUACGUUUCGGUUUUGAAACAAGUUAAUAUACUAUAGUAGGAUGUGGAUCAAUUUAUGUAGUUUAUGGCUUUCGGUGUGUUUUGUGUAUGAUGAAAGUGGCUGGCUGUAGUUCUAUCGUGUGUGUGUGUGUGUGGACCUGUUUGGUAUGGGUAGAAAUUACCUGUUGGCUGGAGGAGCUGAUUUACAAUUUGCAUGUCAUAAUGCAACCCCAGCACUCAUCUGUUUGGCUUCAUAAAAAUUAUUGCCGUCUCUCACGGUAUCAAAUCAAAAUGGGAGAUUUUGAUUUUAAGUUGGUGUUCAGAAUUGCAGCUGUUUGCAAAUUGCUUCCCAAUAGGUGACUGACUCUGUUCUUCUCGAUUUUGCUUUCCAUCCACAGAGCAAGAUGGAGCAGCCGAAAACCGCAAGAAAGGUGAGUCUAACAGGCCGGAGUUCUUUUCAUUUCCUUUCGACUUGGUUGCGCGCUGCUACUGUACCUUGAUCUGUUUCGCUCUAUAUUAAUGCCAUCUCCAUAGCCCAUUUAACAGUAUUGGAUUUUAGUUUAACCUUGACCUGUCGCUUAGCCUGGUGUCAGUAGUAGUAGCUUAACCAGUGUCAGGUUGUGUUUCCCCAUGCUACUCUGUGGCCUUGUGGGUCAGAGCUUGCGUGCCGGUGACUGGUCCAUUCAUUGUCUGGUCUGGGCCAGCAUGUUCCCUUCUCUCUCUCCAUUCUCCCUCUGUCUCUCUCUCUCUCUCUCCCUCUCUUUUCCUUGUCCCUCUCCUGCACUGAGCGACAGGUGCUGUUGAAUCCAGAUCUGAGGAGCCCUGUAACCAUCCUGAGGGAAGAGCAUCUGCUUUUUGCCCUUCUAGCUUCUUUCUUUUUUUUCUUUCUGUCUGUCUGUCCAAUCUGAACCAUUCAUUCUAUAGUACUCAGACCUUGUCAGCUAUUCAGCGUCAUGCUGUUGUACGACUAUGAGACCCAGCUCUCUAAACUCCAUUGUCACCCACUGUCUACAGAGCGGCAGCCAUGCUGUUAGCUAGCCUGAGCCUGUUAAUUGAGGUCCUGGUGGCGGUCCUUUGAUUCUCUGUCUGCCAGGAGGGAGCAGAAUAAUCCCUCAGUCUGGGGUUACAGGCUGUGUAAAUGCAGAACACACCACCCCAGAAUAAUCCCUCAGUCUGGGGUUACAGGCUGUGUAAAUGCAGAACACACCACCCCAGAAUAAUCCCUCAGUCUGGGGUUACAGGCUGUGUAAAUGCAGAACACACCACCACAGAAUAAUCCCUCAGUCUGGGGUUACAGGCUGUGUAAAUGCAGAACACACCACCCCAGAAUAAUCCCUCAGUCUGGGGUUACAGGCUGUGUAAAUGCAGAACACACCACCUGGGAAUAUCAUGGCACCCAUCCUGUACACGCUGGCUGUGUGGCUCCUGGCAUCAGCAAGGGAUGAGCCUGGGGAUAGACUCGACUGGCGAUUCUAUAACGACUGUUCAGUCAGUCAAGGGCUGGGAGAGAGACAUACAGUAUAUAAUGAGUGUUCAGUCAGUCCAGGGUUGGGAGAGAAAGACUGAGAUGAAGCCGACACAGGUAUCCUCCCCUGCAGUGCUAGCUCUGGCAGGGCCAGAGAUAAUGAUUUUAUCAUUGGGAGAGAUGGGUUAGAGAUCAGCCCUGCUGGCCCGCCUGCCCGCUGUCGUCUUCUAGGUUACUUGGUCAGAUGAGUCAAGGUGUCUGUUGGCAUUGUCCAACCCGGGAGGGAGAGACUGAGGGAGAGACUGAGGGAGAGACUGAGGGAGAGACUGAGGGAGAGACUGAGGGAGAGACUGAGGGAGAGACUGAGGGAGAGACUGAGGGAGAGACUGAGGGAGAGACUGAGGGAGAGACUGAGGGAGAGACUGAGGGAGAGACUGAGGGAGAGACUGAGGGAGAGACUGAGGGAGAGACUGAGGGAGAGACUGAGGGAGAGACUGAGGGAGAGACUGAGGGAGAGACUGAGGGAGAGACUGAGGGAGGGAGCCUUUAGAGGAAUUGAAGUGGUGUCUGUCUGGCUACUGUAACAGUGGAUUCCACAGAUCCCAGGGCUGCUGCUCUCUGAGUGGGAAUAUGGUAAUUUGAUUAAUUUUACAUUUACAUUUUAGUCAUUUAGCAGAUGCUCUUAUUCAGAGCGACUUACAGUAAGUGAGUGCAUACAUUUUUUUAUUUUUUCAUACUGAUUCCUACCAAAGCCUAAUUACAUUUUUGGACCGGACUCAUAAUUGCAAUGACAUUUAACCCAAGUUCCCUUCAAAAGCACUCCUCUGCGAAUCGAAGCCAAAGCCAAAAUAAAACAUUUGCAAAAAAUAUGGCACCCUCUCAAGUCUCUUUGAAAAUCACUCCGUAUUGAAUCACACUAAAGGACUGGAGAGAUGUAGCUACUUGCCAUUGAUUUUCCAACUUGCUUAUCUCAACCCCGCCCCCCUCAAGGCUUCUAUGUCCAAAGUUUUUUUGCUUUAACAGUUGUGCAGUGACUUGCUUUUUUAAAUGAACGUGCAAGAAUUAGAAGGUAAUCAGCUUGUGGUCAGUAGGCACGAAACAGGGAAUGUUUUGAAAUAGAAAAAUUACAAUGGGCCAUUUGAUUGUACGUUGUACCAAUAAACCCAUAGUAAAUCCUGUUUCAAGCCUUUGUUUGGUUCUCCUAUGACAUACCAUAGCAAAACUCAUAGUGUCCCGCAGAGUUACUUGGUCGAUAGUCGGGAGCUGAGACUGAGAGAACCGGAGGAAGACAUGAAAGAGGACGAAUGAGGCUGGAGACUGAGGAGAUGAGCUGAGGAAGCUUGGAGGACUAGGGGGGUAGGAAGACUAAGUAGAUCAGCCUAGAGGCUGAUGGCUAAAGUCUGCUUAGGAGACUUAGAGACCUUAGAGGAAUUCAUGUGUUCUACUUAACAGUGAUUACAAUGGCUUGUCUGAGUAUGUAUUUGUUUUUGUUUUUUCUUUAACCGAUGCCAUGCACAGCAUUACGUAGUGAUACUUCUUAUACUUUUCAUACUUUGCAAACCAAUCAGUUUGACGAUAACCAAGCUCCACCUAGUAUUCGCGAGUCCUCCUCGAUCCCCCCUCCCUGCUUCCCCCCUACUCACGAGCCGCCUAUGAAUGCACCCCUAACCGACGAGUCAUACCAGCUUGGUAUAUCCAACUUUGGGUCCAUCUCACACCCCUAGGCAGUCAUUGCAAACGGUCAGGACUGACUACUACUCAACUAGUCCUUGCGUCCGAACAUUUUUUGCUGAUCGCUUGAGUCUACGCUCUUCCCCCAGUCGCUUCAACGCUGUGCUCUUCGGCCACUGACAUGGCAAGAGGCAGAAGGCAUGCUAUCUACUCAGUGACUCUUUACCUCCAACUUGUAGUCUUGUCGCUACUCUGGUUCCACUCCUCUCUUGCUGUCGCUCGAGCGUUCUCCUUUGCUUUCUCUUAGGGUCUCCUUCUCUCCAAGCGGUCUCACUCUCCCUCCCCUCUCUCUCCCCUUCAGCUAAGUCUCGCUCUCUCCCUCGAUUCACGCCCCCCCUCUCGUCCGCGGUCCAUCUCUAUGACGGUCCGCUUCCUCCGCCCCUCUCUCUGGCUGCGGUCUCUUCUCUCCUUCAUCUCUCUUGCUGUCUCGCUCUCUCCCCUCUUGCGUCUUCGCGUCUCCUCUCCCCCCGCUCCUCAGCUCUCUUUCGCGUCCUUGCGGCUCUCUCUCCUCUCUCUCCCUCCUCUCUCUUGCGGUCUCCUCUCUCUCUCUCUUGCGGUCUCUCCUCUCCCUCUCCUGCCUCUCCUCUCUGCUUCUCGUCUCUCUCCUCCUCUCUCUCUUGCGCGUCUCGCUCUCCCCUCUCUCUUGCGGUCUCGCUCUCCCUCUUGCUUCUAUGCGUCUCGCCUCCUCUCUGCGUCUCCUCUCCCCCUGGUCUCGCGUCUCUCUCGGUCCUCCUCCUCUCCCCCGGUCUCCUCUCUCCCGUCAUCGCCUCUCGCUCUCUCCCCUCUGGUCCCCUUCUCGCUCCUCUCCCCCCCUUCUGCGGUUCGUCUCUCUCCCCCCUCUCUCGCGGUUGCUCUCUCUCUUGCGUCUGCCUCUCCUCCCCUCUCUCGCGUCUCGCUCUCUCUCUCUCUCUCUCUCUCUUCGCGGUCUCGCUCUCUCUCUCCCUUCGGUCUCCUCUCUUGCUCUGCUCUCCUCUCUCUUGCGGUCCCUCCUCUCUCUCUUGCGGUCUCGCUCUCUCUCUCCUCUCUUCGUCUCGCUCUCUCCCUCUCUCUCUCGCUCUCGCUUCUCUUCCGGUCUCGGUCUCUGCUCCUCCUCUCUCUCGCGUCGCUCUCUCUCCCCUCUCUCUUGCGGUCUCGCUCUCCUCCCCUCUCUCUCUCUUGCGUCUCGCUCUCUCUUCUUUUGCGGUCUCCCUCUCUCUCUCUCUUCGGUCGCUCCUCCUCUCUCUCUCUUGCGGUCUCGCUCUUCCCCUCUCUUUGCGGUCUCUCUCUCUUCUGCGGUCUCUCUCUCUCUCUUGCGGCUCCGCUCUCUCUCUCUUGCGGUCUCGCUCUCUCUCUCCUUGCGUCUCGUCUCUUCGCGGUCUCGCGCUCCUCCUCUCUUUGCGGUCUCUCUCUUCUCUCGCUCUCUCUGCGCUCGCGCUCUUCUCUGCGUCUCUCUCCCCCCCUCUCUUGCGGUCUCUCUCUCCCCCUCUCUUUGCGCUCUCUCCCCCCUCUCUCGCGGUCUCUCCCCUCUCUUCUGCGGCUCUUCGCUCCUCCCCUCUCUCGCGGUCUCUCUCUCCCCUCCUCUUCUCCUCUCUCCUCUCCCCUCUCCUCUCUUCGCGGUCUCUCUCUCCCCCUCUCCUCUCUUGCUCUCGCGCUCUCUCUACCUCGCUCUCCCCCCCUCUCUCCGGUCUUCUCGCUCUCUCUCUCUCCCCCCUCUCUCUCUUCGCGGUCUUCUCCGCCUCUCCCCCCCUCUCUUCCGUCGGCUCUCGCGUCUCUCUCCCCUCUCUCUUGCGUCUCGCUCUCCCUCCCCCCUUCUCUCGCGGUCUCGCUCUCUCUCUGCGGUCCUCGCUCUCUCUCCUGCGGUCUCGCUUCUCUCUGCGGUCUCGCUUCUCUCCCUCUCCCUCUCUCUGCGGUCUCGCUCUCUCUCCCUCUUGCUCCCUCUCGCCCUCCUCUCUCUUGCGGUCUCGCGCUCUCUCUCUUGCGGUCUCGCUCUCUCUCUCUUGCGGUCUCGCUCUCUCUCUUGCUCUCGCUCUCUCUCUUGCGGUCUCGCUCUCUCUCUCUUGCGGUCUCGCUCUCUCUUGCGGUUCUCUUCUCUCCUCCCUCUCCCUCGGGCUCGUCUCUCUCUCCCAUCCUCUCUCUUCGCUCUCGUCUCUCUCCCCCCUUCUCUGCGGUCUGGUCUCUCUCUAGCUCUACCCCCCUCUCGCGGUCGCUCUCUCCUCCCCUUUUCUCUCUUCUCAGCUUCGCUCUCUCUCUCCCCCCUCUCUCGCUCUUCUCUCUCUCUCUCCCCCCUCUCUCUCUCGCGGUCUCGCUCUCUCUCUCCCCCCUCUCUCUCUUGUGGUAUCGCUCUCUAGGUUCUGGUCUACUCUGUAGUCUAGUAGGAAGACCUGGGGUGCGUUCAUUACGUCUUGCAUCGGAAACCGUUUAAGAACCAAACGGAAGCAAACAGAACAAAACAGGGAGGGACGUACCUUAAUUUGACCAAUAGAAACUAUAGUUUUGGUUGCAAAACAUUUUCUGUUGAAAGUAAAAAGUUUGGCGUAUUGAUUACACCCCUGUUGAUUAUAUUGUGGAUGAUGAGUCUCACUAUUGUGUCCUCUCUAGGCCUGGUGAUGUCAGCCAUCACUGUCAUCAUCCUGGUGGUGCUGUUCGUGGUGGACACCUUCUGGGUGCAGGGCCUGCCCUGGCACAAGGACUGCACGCCCAUCUACGUCCAGUUCUUUGUCAAGUUCUUCAUCAUCGGCGUCACCGUGCUGGUGGUGGCUGUCCCCGAGGGUCUUCCCCUGGCCGUCACCAUCUCCCUGGCCUACUCCGUCAAAGUAGGUUCCGCCUCAGGGUCUGCGGCACAAACACUAUACCAGACAAUAAGCCAUUUUAUUGGUUCUAGUGUCUGUUAGGGCUGGGCGAUUAUAUCAAAUUAAUGUUUUAAUGCGAUGUUCCGAAUGCCUGUAUUGCAAGAGGUUAGGUUUUUAUUUUUUGUUCGUUUUUUUAUGAGCAUUCUGUCUUUUUGGUCUCAUCUCCUUCGCUCCUUCUGUGCUGUGUGCACAGUGCAACUUCCCACUCGCACACAGACACCAAGCCCAUCCCCCUGCCACUCACUACAAAGACGAAAGAUGAACUAAUUGUUCUUUAUUUUUAGUCAUUUUAGCAGACGCUCUUAUCCAGAGCGACUUAGUUAGUGAGUGCAUACAUUUUUUCAUACUGGCCCCCCGUGGGAAACGAACCCACAAUCCUGGCGUUGCAAGCACCAUGCUCUACCAGCUGGCUAGUCUUGGUUUUUAUAAAUGUGCAAUGAGCAUAGAAAAAGAGGCCCUGUGUAGCUCAGUUGGUAGAGCAUGGUGCUUGCAACGCCAGGGUUGUGGGUUCGUUUCCCACGGGGGGCCAGUAUGAAAAAAUGUAUGCACUCACUAACUGUAAGUCGCUCUGGAUAAGAGCGUCUGCUAAAAUCACUAAAAAUAAAGAAAAUUGCCAACUCGUUCUCAUUCUGAGAAAUAACCAUCUUCUUAUCCAGGUAGGCCACGUGAUUUCAACAUACAGUAUAAACAAGGUGAACAGGCUUGUUGUUCAAACAGUUGGAGAUGAACAGGAGGGUCUAUUUAUAACAGUUCAACUGUUCUACCUUGUUAGCUAGCAAAUAGAUCCAAGUUGGCUAGACUUUAAAUAUAAAGAUUAGCUGGCUACUCACUAGCACGUGGGCUUGUGCUUGAGAUUGUUAAUGAGACCUGUGUUCGUUUUCUAUAAUGUCUGUUACAAGAAGUUGGUCAUUAUUAGUGGAUGUGCAUGGUUAAAUUUGUUAGUUUUUUAAAAACAUUUUCAUAGACUUAAGUCAGAUCAGUGAUUAUUGCAAAAAAACAAGUUAAACUAUUUGUAUUAAAUUAUUAGUGGGUCUAAUGGUUGUGGAAGGCUUAUAUUUAGCCUAGGUAUAAUUAGAUUAUUCCUGAUUGUUUGAAAUGCAGUGAAUCGACCUUUAAUAGUGCAACAAAGCUUAUUUUGAGAACUUUUUUAUAUAUAUAUACACUACCGGUCAAAAGUUUUAGAACAUCUACUCAUUCAAGGAUUUUUCUUUAUUUUUACUAUUUUCUACAUUGUAAAACUAUGAAAUAACACAUAUGGAAUCAUGUACAGUCGUGGUCAAAAGUUUUGAGAAUGACACACAUUACAUUUCACAGUCUGCUGCCUCAGUUUUUAUGAUGGCAAUUUGCAUAUACUCCAGAAUGUUAUGAAGAGUGAUCAGAUGAAUUGCUAUUAAUUACAAAGUCCCUCUUUGCCAUGAAAAUCAACUCAAUCCCCAAAAAACAUUUCCACUGCAUUUCAGCCCUGCCACAAAAGGACCAGCUGACAUCAUGUCAGUGAUUCUCUAGUUAACACAGGUGAGUGUUGACGAGGACAAGGCUGGAGAUCACUCUGUCAUGCUGAUUGAGUUAGAAUAACAGACUGGAAGCUUUAAAAGGAGGGUGGUGCUUGAAAUCAUUGUUUUUCCUCUGUUAACCAUGGUUACCUGCAAGGAAACACGUGCCGUCAUCAUUGCUUUGCACAAAAAGGGCUUCACAGGCAAAGAUGUUGCUGCUAGUAAGAUUGCACCUAAAUCAACCAUUUAUCGGAUCAUCAAGAACUUCAAGGAGAGAGGUUCAAUUGUUGUGAAGAAGGCUUCAGGGCGCCCAAGAAAGUCCAGCAAGCGCCAGGACCGUCUCCUAAAGUUGAUUCCGCUGCGGGAUCAGGGCACCACCAGUGCAGAGCUUGCUCAGGAAUGGCAGCAGGCAGGUGUGAGUGCAUCUGCACGCACAGUGAGGCGAAGACUUUUGAAGGAUGGCCUGGUGUCAAGAAGGGCAGCGAGGAAGCCACUUCUCUCCAGGAAAAACAUCAGGGACAGACUGAUAUUCUGCAAAAGGUACAGGGAUUGGACUGCUGAGGACUGGGGUAAAGUCAUUUUCUCUGAUGAAUCCCCUUUCCGAUUGUUUGGGGCAUCCGGAAAAAAGCUUGUCCGGGGAAGACAAGGUGAGCGCUACCAUCAGUCUUGUGUCAUGCCAACAAUAAAGCAUCCUGAGACCAUUCAUGUGUGGGGUUGCUUCUCACCCAAGGGAGUGGGCUCACUCACAAUUUUGGCUAAGAACACAGCCAUGAAUAAAGAAUGGUACCAACACAUCCUCCGAGAGCAACUUUUCCCAACCAUCCAAGAACAGUUUGAUGACGAACAAUGCCUUUUCCAGCAUGAUGGAGCACCUUGCCAUAAGGCAAAAGUGAUAACGAAGUGGCUCGGGGAACAAAACAUCGACAUUUUGGGUCCAUGGCCAGGAAGCUCCCCAGACCUUAAUCCAAAUGAGAACUUGUGGUCAAUCCUCAAGAGGCGGGUGGACAAACAAAAACCCACAAAUUCUGACAAACUCCAAGCAUUGAUUAUGCAAGAAUGGGCUGCCAUCAGUCAGGAUGUGGCCCAGAAGUUAAUUGACAGCAUGCCAGGGCGGAUUGCAGAGGUCUUGAAAAAGAAGGGUCAACACUGCAAAUAUUGGCUCUUUGCAUAAACUUAAUGUAAUUGUCAAUAAAAGCCUUUGACACUUAUGGAAUGCUUGUAAUUAUACUUUAGUAUACCAUAGUAACAUCUGACAAAAAUAUCUAAAAACACUGAAGCAGCAAACUUUGAAGACCAAUACUUGUGUCAUUCUCAAAUCUUUUGACCAUGACCGUAGUAACCAAAAAAGUGUUAAACAAAUAAAAAUAUUUCAUAUUUGAGAUUCUUCAAAUAGCCACCCUUUGCCUUGAUGACAGCUUUGCACACUCUUGGCAUUCUCAACCAGCUUCACCUGGAAUGCUUUUCCAACAGUCUUGAAGGAGUUUCCACAUAUGCUGAGCACUUGUUGUCUGCUUUUCCUUCACUCUGCGGCCGACUCAUCCCAAACCAUUUCAAUUUGGUUGAGGUCGGGGGAUUGUGGAAGCCAGGUCAUCUGAUGCAGCACUCCAUCACUCUCCUUCUUGGUAAAAUAGCCCUUACACAGCCUGGAGGUGUGUUGGGUCAUUGUCCUGUUGAAAAACAAAUGAUAGUCCCACUAAGCCCAAACCAGAUGGAAUGGCGUAUCGCUGCAGAAUGCUGUGGUAGCCAUGCUGGUUAAGUGUGCCUUGAAUUCUAAAUAAAUCACAGACAGUGUCACCAGCAAAACAUCCCCACACCAUAACACCACCUCCUCCAUGCUUUACGGUGGGAAAAUACACAUGCGGAGAUCAUCCGUUCACCCACACCGCGUCUCACAGUCCCCCCUUUGCUGCUAUAACAGCCUCCACUCUUCUGGUUUUCAACAAGAUGUUGGAACAUUGCUGCAGGGACUAGCUUCCAUUCAGUCACAAGCAUUAGUGAGGUCGGGCAAUGAUGUUGGGAGAUUAGGCCUGGCUCGCAGUCGGCAUUCCAAUUCAUCACAAAGGUGUUCGAUGGGGUUGAAUUCAGGGUUCUGUGCAGGCCAGUCAAGUUCUUCAACACCGAUCUCGAGGGGUUGAAUUCAGGGCUCUGUGCAGGCCAGUCAAGUUCUUCAACACCGAUCUCGACAAACCAUUUCUGUAUGGACCUCGCUUUGUGCACAGGGGCAUUGUCAUGCUGAAACAGAAAUGGGCCUUCCCCAAACUGUUGCCACAAAGUUGGAAGCACAGAAUCGUCUAGGAUGUAAUUGUAUGCUGUAGCAUUAAGAUUUCCUUUCACUGGAACUAAGGGGCCUAGCCCCAACCAUGAAAAACAGCCCCAGAUCAUUAUUCCUCCUCCACCAAACUUGGCAGGUAACUUGACAGUUUGCACUACGCAUUGGGGCAGGUAGCGUUCUCCAGAGUCCAAUGGCGGCGAGCUUUACACCACUCCAGCCGACGCUUGGCAUUGCGCAUGGUGAUCUUAAGCUUGUGUGCGGCUGCUCGGCCAUGGAAACCCAUUUCAUGAAUCUCCAGACGAACAGUUCUUGUGCUGACGUUGCUUCCAGAGGUAGUUUUAAACUCUGUAGUGAAUGUUGCAACCGAGGACAGGCAAUUUUUACUCGCUUCAGCACUCAGCGUUCCCGUUCUGUGAGCUUGUGUGGCCUACCAGUUUGUCUGAGCCGUUGUUGCUCCUAGACAUUUCCACUUCACAAUAACAGCACAUACAGUUGACCGGGGCAGCUCUAGCAGGGCAGAAAUUUGACGAACUGACUUGUUGGAAAGGUGGCAUCCUAUGAUGGUGCCACGUUGAAAGUCACUGAGCUCUUCAGUAAGGCCAUUCUACCGCCAAUGUUUGUCUAUGGAGAUUGCAUGGCUGAAAUGACCGAAUCCACUAAUUUGAAGGGGUGUCCACAUACUUUUGUACAUAUAGUGUAUAUUGUGAAUCGCCCAUAAGUUUGAAAACAUCGAUGUUUAGGUCAUAUCGCACAGCCAUAGUGGAUGUGCAUGGUUGCAAUUCAUCAGUUAACUUCCUGGUGUAGCUUUUUACCGCAAGCAGUGUGAACGGUCCCGCACUUCCAACAAGCUUUACUUGUUAACCGUAGCUUUAUUCGCUUACAAGUAGGUUAGCCUUCAGCCAGUUAGCCCUUCACUUAGCCUCUUAAAGCUAGAGUCUUGGCUAACCUUCCAUGAUACAUUAAAGCCAAUUGGCUAUGUCAUGACCCUUCUUACUGGAGUUGUUGGGCCAACAGGCUGAUUAUUAAAUCAGUAGUAGACUCUAGCUCUGGAAGACCAGUAUCUAAGGAGUUAUCCAGCCCACUCACACCACUGUGGACUUAGAAGCUAUAGCAGCUGUUGAUGCAGGGAGGAGAGGUUGUCACUGCAUUACUGUUGAAUGGAAUAGCUUAGUUAAACCUUCCCUUUCUAUUUUUAGGCUUUUGACCCCCUUCUGCAGCUCAUAUUUACCUUCUGCAGCUCAUAUUUAAUUCAAUGACCUUUUUCAUGAUUUCUCCCCUUCUCCCUCCUCCAUCUUCUUCCUAACAGAAAAUGAUGAAAGACAACAACCUGGUGCGUCACCUGGACGCCUGCGAGACCAUGGGCAACGCUACGGCCAUCUGCUCGGACAAGACGGGCACGCUGACCAUGAACCGCAUGACGGUGGUGCAGGCCUACGUGGCCGACAAGCACUACCGCAAUGUGCCUGAGCCCCAGCUCAUCCCCGCCGCCAUCAUGGACAUCCUCGUCCUGGGCAUCAGCGUCAACAGCGCCUACACCACCAACAUUAUGGUGAGUGAGGUUGCCUCGAUAAAUGGUGGUCUAUCCAGGAGAACUGCACAGAUGUGUGUGUGCUAUCGAUGUGCAGGCAAUGAUGGGUUUAGAGUAGAUGUUGACGAUUAAUUUAGUUGAUUUAAAUGUGGGGUAGGAGUUCUGCUUGUAAAUGUCAUGUCAGUAACAAAUCACUAGUAUGAGAUGACUGAAUGUACUGUUAAUAGCCUCCAACAUGACCUGGGUCGUAAUCAUUAGGCCAUGCCGUAGCAAAACAUUUUACAAUGGAAGACAAGCUUUUCUUAUUGGGCAAGUUCAGAUGGUACCUCCCCAUUGCACUCCCUUUGGUACUGGUUUCUUCCGUUUUGUGCCAACUGAACAUGACCCUUACAUGAGACUUGGUGUGUCUCUCUCUGUAACCAGUCUCCGGAGAAGGAAGGUGGUCUGCCGCGCCAGGUGGGCAACAAAACCGAAUGUGCCUUGCUGGGCUUCGCCAAUGACCUGAAGCGUGACUACCAGGCCAUCCGCAACGAGAUCCCUGAGGAGAAGCUCUACAAGGUCUACACCUUCAACUCCUGCAGGAAGUCAAUGAGCACCGUGCUGAAGAACGCCGACGGGAGCUUCCGCAUGUUCAGCAAGGGAGCCUCCGAGAUCCUCCUAAAGAAGUAGGUUUGGGUUUCAAGCAAAAUCAACCUGCUCUCAGUAUUCAGUGUGGGGCGAUUUUGGUUUUGUAGUGGAUGGCACAAAAUUAGCAAAGCACUAAGCACCUCUCAUUCAAAGAGCUUAAAAUGGGUUCUUGGUGGCCAGACAGGCUUGCAAAGGAAUUGUUUUAGGCUUAGGUGCUAAUUAGUUCAAGUGCAUCCCACCAAGCCCCUUAAUGUAGCAUCUUAAAAACAGGCCCGGAGAAAUGAGUCUAAGCCUCUUCCCAAAUGGCUCCAAACACGCCUCCUUUUUACCAACCUGUCUCUCUCUCUCUGUCUCUCUCUCAAUUCAAUUCAAUUUAAGGGUUGUAUUGGCAUGGGAAACAUAUGUUAACAUUGCCAAAGCAAGUGAAGUAGAUAAACAAUAAAUAUUAACAGUAAACAUUACACUCAGAAGUUCCAAAAGAAUAAAGACAUUUGAAAUGUCAUAUGUGUAUAUAUACAGUGUUGUAACAAUGUGAAAAUAGUUAAAGUACAAAUGGGAAAAUAAAUAAAUAUAAAUAUGGGUUGUAUUUACAAUGGUGUUUGUUCUUCACUGGUUGCCCUUUUCUUGUGACAACAGGUUACAAAUCUUGCAGCUGUGAUGACACACUGUGGUUUUUCACCCAGUAGAUAAGGGAGUUUAUCAAAAUUGGGUUUGUUUUCGAAUACUUUUUGGAUCGCUGUAAUCUGAGGGAAAUGUGUCUCAAAUAUGGUCAUACAUUUGGCAGGAGGUUAGGAAGUGCAGCUCAGUUUCCACCUCAUUUUGUGGGCAGUGUGCACAUAGCCUGUCUUCUCUUGAGAGCCAGGUCUGCCUACGGCGGCCUUUCUCAAUAGCAAGGCUAUGCUCACUGAGUCUGUACAUAGUCAAAGCUUUCCUUAAGUUUGGGUCAGUCACAGUGGUCAGGUAUUCUGCCACUGUGUACUCUCUGAUUAGGGCCAAAUAGCAUUCUAGUUUGCUGUUUUUUUGUUCUUUCCAAUGUGUCAAGUAAUUCUCUUUUUGUUUUCUCAUGAUUUGGUUGGGUCUAAUUGUGUUGUUGUCCUGGGGCUCUGUGGGGUCUGUUUGUGUUUGUGAACAGAGCCCCAGGACCAGCUUACUUAGGUCUCUGUCUCUCUCUCUCUGUGUGUCUCUCUCUCUCUCUCUCUGUGUCUCUCUCUCUCUCUCUGUGUCUCUCUCUCUCUCUCUCUCUGUCUCUCUGUCUCUGUGUCUCUCUCUCUCUGUGUCUCUCUCUCUCUCUCUCUGUGUCUCUCUCUCUCUCUCUCUCUGUGUCUCUCUCUCUCUCUCUCUCUCUCUCCUUUUUUUUCCCCCCACCACCAGGUGCUCUAAGCUCCUGACGGCAGGCGGCGAGACCAAGGUGUUCCGUCCCCGGGACAGAGAGGACAUGGUGAAGAAGGUGAUUGAGCCCAUGGCCUCAGAGGGCCUGCGCACCAUCUGCCUGGCCUACCGCGACUUCCCUGUCUCGGAGGGCGAGCCUGACUGGGACCAGGAGAACGACAUCCUCACCAGCCUGACCUGUGUAUGUGUGGUGGGCAUCGAGGACCCCGUCAGACCCGAGGUCAGUUUAUGGACCACAGUCAAACAAAACAAGCAGACCGACAUUAGCAAAGAUACAGUGGAGUAAUCUGAUAUUAUAUACUUUACCUACCUACCAAACCCCCGACAUUGCUUCUAGGGCAUGAUGCUAGUGAAAAGGAAGCAAGCCUCCGCCCACAGUUGUAUGCAAAUGUCAGAUUUAUUGUGUUAUUGACAUUUCCAUUGACCCCGAAGUGUGUUCUUAUCAGUAUAGAUAUGUGACAUUCAUAGAGGCCACUGACUAGGAACAACUCUGGGUCCUAGUUAAUGGAUAAUAUCUGUCAGCCUCACACAUGGUCUAUCAACAGCUCCUGUGAUGGUGAAAGCGUAGUUAAAGACCCAUUGCAACCAGGUGGAGUACUGAGGAUGACUUGUUCCCUAUGGAACAGAAGUGGUUCGCUCGUACAAUGACCUUGCCCGAGACCUGAAGACUUGUGUACACUCCCUGAGCUGAUGCCUAGGCUUGAGCUCCGCAGGCUAGGACAGUCCUGCAACUGGCAGGAGACCCGGAUUUCGCAGCCAGUCAGUCACACUAACACGUCUCUCUCUCUCUCUGCCCCUCCAGGUCCCAGACGCCAUCAAGAAAUGUCAGCGUGCCGGCAUCACGGUACGCAUGGUAACCGGGGACAACAUCAACACGGCCCGCGCCAUUGCCAUCAAGUGCGGCAUCCUGCAGCCCGGAGACGAGUUCCUGUGCAUGGAAGGCAAGGAGUUCAACCGACGGAUACGCAACGAGAAGGGAGAGGUGGGUUAAAUAUAUUGUUGUGCCUUUACACGAAAACCCAACCAACUAGGUCGUGUUUGUUAGGCAUCAAACGGAAGAAAAUGUAUUGAAACAGGGAGGGACUACCUGGGCUUGUCCAAUAAGAAACACUUAUUUUCAUUUCCCGUUGCAAAAGGUUUGAGACCUUUUUCCAUUGCGUGCCCUAAUGAACACGACCCUGUUUGACAUUGUACUUCAGUGUUUAUAAACCUAGUAGGGUUAGCUGGGCCUGAUGGACUAAUGAAACAAACUAACAGCAUGGUUGAUAGAUUAAGAAUUGGGAUUGUAGGCUAAUUAGUCUCCUUUUCCCCCUUCUAGAUUGAACAAGAGCGCAUCGAUAAGAUCUGGCCCAAACUCCGAGUACUUGCACGAUCCUCACCCACCGACAAGCACACAUUAGUCAAAGGUACUUUGCUUUGCUGUGAUGAGGUGUGAAUGACGGAGUCAGGCGCAGGAGGUAAAACACCGAAAUCAAGAGUUUUUUUCGGUGUACAAUAAUGUAGCGCAUAUAACGACAGAACGAAACAAGCACAAGGGAAAAUCAACCUUGGCUGCAUACAAGUAAAGAGUAAUUCAACUGAGCUACUCACUCUCACAACGAACAAUCCCUCACAAAGGACAAGGGGGCAGAGGGAACACUUAUACACAGACUAAUGAGGGAAUGAGUACCAGGUGUGUGUGAUUGACAAGACAAAUGGAGUGAUGAUAAAUGGAGGGGUAGUGGCUAGUAAGCCGGUGACGACGAACGCCGAAACCUGCCCGAGCAAGGAGGGGCAGCCUCGGCUGAAUUCGUGACAGUACCCCCCCCUUGAUGCGCAGCUCCAGCAGCGCGCCGACACCGGCUUCGGGUACGGCCAGGAGGACGUGGAGCAGGGAGAGUUCCUCAGCAGAGAGGGAUCGAGGAUAUCCCUCACCGGGACUCAGCACCGUUCCUCCGGACUGUACCUUUCCCACUCCACGAGGUACUGAAGGCCCCCCACCCGGCUCCUCGAAUCCAGGAUGGACCGGACAGAGUACACCGGCGCCCCCUCGAUUUCCAAAGGAGUUGGAGGGACCUCCCGCACCUCAGACUCCUGGAGCGGACCAGCCACCACUGGCCUGAGGAGUGACACAUGAAACGAGGGGUUAAUACGGUAAUCAUGGGGGAGUAAUAACCUAUAUGUGACCUCGUUGAUUCUCCUCAGGACUUUGAACGGCCCUACAAACCGCGGGUUCAGCUUCCGGCAGGGCAGGCGGAGGGGCAGAUUCCGGGUCGAGAGCCAGACCCGAUCCCCCGGUACAAAGACGGGGGCCUCACUGCGGUGACGGUCAGCGUUGGCCUUCUGACGACGCACGGCGCGUUGGAGGUGAACAUGGGCAGCGUUCCACAUCUCCUCAGCGUGCCGAAACCAGUCAUCCACCGCAGGAGCUUCGGUCUGGCUCUGAUGCCAUGGUGCCAGAACCGGUUGAUAACCUAAAACACACUAAAAUGGCGUUAGGUUCGUAGAGGAGUGGCGGAGAGAGUUCUGGGCAUAUUCUGCCCAUGGCAGGAACACCGACCACUCCCCCGGCCGGUCCUGGCAAUAGGACCUCAGGAACCUACCCACAUCCUGAUUAACCCGUUCCACCUGCCCAUUACUCUCAGGGUGGAACCCAGAGGUCAGGCUGACCGAGACUCCCAGACGUUCCAUGAACGCCUUCCAGACUUUUGACGUGAACUGGGGACCUCGGUCAGACACUAUAUCCUCUGGCACCCCGUAGUGCUGGAAGACGUGUGUAAACAGGGCCUCCACAGUUUGCAGAGCCGUGGGGAGACCGGGCAGAGGAAGGAGGCGGCAGGCCUUCGAAAAGCGGUCCACAACAACAAGGAUGGUGGUGUUCCCUUGAGAGAGAGAGAGGCAGAUCAGUUAAAAAAUCAACACUCAAAUGAGACCAUGGUCGUUGUGGAACUGGUAAAGGUUUUAACUUACCUGCUGGGAGGUGCCUUACUCUGGGCGCACACUGAGCAGGAGGAAACAUACACCCUCAUGUCCUUAGCCAAGGUAGGCCACCAGUACUUUUCGGUCAGGCAGCGCACUGUACGACCGAUACCUGGGUGACCAGAGGAGGGUGACGUGUGUGCCCAGUAGAUCAGACGAUCAAGGAUAAGCGCAGGCACGUACUGCAGCCCAGCUGGACACUGCGGUGGAAAUGGAUCUGUGCGUAAUGCCUGCGCUAUAUCCGCAUCCAUCGCCCAUACUACCGGCGCCACAAUGCCGGAGUCUGGCAGUAUGGGGGUAUUGUCUCUGGGCCUCUCCUCUAUCGUACAGCCGGGACAGUGCGUCUGCCUUCACGUUCUUCGUACCUGGAAUGUAUGACAGUGUGAAAUCAAACCGAGUGAAGAAUAGGGCCCACCUGGCCUGGAGAGGGUUCAGCCUCCUCGCUGCCCGGAUGUACUCCAGGUUACGGUGGUCCGUCCAGACGAGGAAUGGGUGUUUCGCCCCCUCGAGCCAAUGUCUUCACACUGUCAGAGCUCGGACAACAGCCAACAGCUCCCGAUCACCAACGCUGUAGUUCUCCUCCGCCGGGCUGAGCUUCUUUGAGAAGAACGCACAGGGGCGGAGCUUGGGUGGCGUGCCCGAGCGUUGAGACAGGACUGCUCCCAUCCCAACCUCGGACGCAUCCACCUUCACUACGAACGGUAGUGAUUGAUCGGGGUGGGCCAGUACAGGGGCCGAGGCCUCAGGUUACUGAAGGCCCUGUCAGCCUCAGCAGGCCAGCGGAGCCGGGACGGCCCACCCUUCAACAGAGAUGUAAUGGGAGCUGCGACCUUGCCAAAGCCCCGGAUACACCUCAGAUAAUAGUUGGCGAAGCCAAGGAAGCGCUGCACCUCCUUUACCGUGGUUGGAGUCGGCCAAUUACGCACGGCUCCAAUGCAGUCGCCCUCCAUCUCCACACCUGUGGUAGAAAUGCGGUAUCCGAGGAAAGAGACGGACUGCUGGAAAAACGUACACUUUCUGCCUUAGCAUAAAGGUCAUUUUCCAACAGUCGGGCCAGUACUUUGCGAACCAGGGACACAUGCUCGACGCGCGUAGCGGAAUACACCAAGAUGUCAUCGAUGUAGACCACUACACCGCGACCAAGCAUGUCCCGAAACACCUAAUUCACAAAGGACUGGAAGACUGAGGGAGCAUUCAUCAAACCAUAGGGCAUCACCAGGUAUUCAUAAUGCCCCUGUGGUUGUGCUGAAUGCUGUCUUCCACUCAUCUCCCUCUCGGAUACGCACCAGGUUGUACGCACUCCUGAGAUCUAAUUUAGUGAAGAAGCGCGCUCCAUGCAAUGACUCAACCACUGACGGAAUGAGGGGGAGAGGAUAACUAAAUCUAAUCGUCUCCUUGUUCAGUGGUCGAUAGUCAAUGCACGGGGGUCAGACCGCUGUCUUUCUUCUUCACAAAAAAUUAACUUGAGGAGGCGGGUGAAGUGGAGGGACGUAUGUACCCCUGGCGCAGGGACUCGGUGACGUAUGUCUCCAUAGCCUCCGUCUCCGCCUGCGACGGGAUACACAUGACUCCUGGGAGGUACAGCGUCUACCCAAAGGUUUAUUGCGCAAUCCCCCGCUCGAUGUGGUAAUUUAGUCACUUUAUUUUUAAAGACUUGUGCCAGUUCAUGGUAUUCGGGGGGAAUGCGCACGUUGGAGGCACCGUCUGGACUUUCCACCAUGGUUGCACCAACGGAAACACCCAUACACCUACCCUGACACUCUCGCGACCACCCCGUGUGUGGCCAUGAGAAAGUGGGGUUGUGGAGUGCUAGCCAUGGAAUACCUAACACCACAGGGAAAGCAGGAGACUCAAUGAUGGAAAAAGUGAUCUGCUCACAAUGCGUCUCUUGUGUGAUCAUUGUGACUGGUACCGUGACUUCCUUAUCAACCCGGACCCUAAUGGUCGACUAUCAAGUGCUCUGAUGGGGCGUGGAAUGGAUAGGGGAACUAAUGAAAUGCCCUGGCGGCGUGUGAAAGUUUUGUCCAUAAAGUUCCCAGCUGCGCCUGAAUCGACUAGCGCCUUACACUGGGGAACUCUCAUGUGAUCAGGGAAGGAUAUGGGUAUAGUACAGUGCUCAGCAGAGGGCUCUGAACAAGAGUGGGUGCUCAAUACCUGGGGUGAUGCGAGAGUGCCCUGCCGGCUUCCUCCUGACCCAAAAGAGCGCUGACGACAACGUGUGGUGGAAUGUCCCUUCGUGCCAUCCGAGUGGCACUGGCGCUGUCGUCCUCCGCUCUCUCGGUGCGGGGUACCACCCAGCUCCAUGAGCUCUGGAUCCGCGUCGGUCGGGGCGGGAACGGGCAGACCUCCUCCAGUACGUCCUCUGGUUGCCAGCAGGUUAUCCAGACGAAUGGCCAUGUCCACCAGUUCGGUAAAAGACAAACUGGUGUCACGGCAGGCUAGCUCCCGUCGGACGUCCUCCCGUAGAUGGCACCGGAACUGGUUGAUCAGGGCCCGCUCGUUCCACCCGGACCCUGCUGCCAGGAUCCGGAACUCCAGAGCAAACUCCUGUACUGUCCUCGUCCCCUGCCUCAAGUGGACCAGCUGCUCACCUGCCUCUCGCGGGUGAUCGAAAACAGCCCGAAAUAGGCGGGUGAACUCCCUGUAGUCCUCCAACGCGGCUCCUCCUUCUCUCCAAACCGCAUUGGCCCACUCCACGGCUUUCCCCGAGAGGCAGGAAAUGAGGACGGACACCUGCUCUUGAUCUGAUGGCGCCGGCCUGACACUGGAGCAAUACAGCUCCAGUUGGAGAAGGAAUCCCUGACAUAGAGCCGGCGUCCCAUCGAACGCCCGAGGUCGGGAUAUCUGGAUCCCUCCGGGUGCUGUGAUGUAGGUGGCUGGAUCCGGUUGGCCAGCUGGUCUCGAACAGAUCGGUUCCUCUUCUCCCCAGGCGUUGGACGACUUGAAGAACCCGAUCCAUCGCUUCCCCCAAGCUGGCCAGCAUCGUGGAAUGCUCCUGGACCCUUGCCACGAUUCCAGGUGUGCGCUCUUCUCCCGCUGACUCCAUAGCGGGUGAGUGAUUCUGUGAUGAGGUGUGAAUGACGGAGUCAGGCGCAGGAGGUAAAACACUGAAAUCAAGAGUUUAUUCAGUGUACAAUAAUGUAGCGCAUAUAACGACAGAACAAAACUAGCACAAGGGAAAAUCAACCUUGGCUGCAUACAAGUAAAGAGUAAUUCAACCGAGCUACUCGCUCUCACAACGAACAAUCCCUCACAAAGGACAAGGGGGCAGAGGGAACACUUAUACACAGACUAAUGAGGGAAUGAGUACCAGGUGUGUGUGAUUGACAAGACAAGACAAGACAAAUGGAGUGAUGGUAAAUGGAGCGGUAGUCGCUAGUAAGCCGGUGACGACGAAUGCCGAAACCUGCCAGAGCAAGGAGGAGGGGCAGCCUUGGCUGAAUUCGUGACAUUUGCUCUUUCAGGAUGAAAAUGGAAAAUGUCAGUGUCUUGAAAUUUUAAAUUUCAAAUGAGUAAUUUAAUCCCCCAAAAAAUCCUUCUCUCUCCCUCCAGGUAUCAUCGACAGUACGGUCUUAGAACAGAGGCAGGUAGUAGCAGUCACAGGAGACGGCACCAAUGACGGGCCCGCCCUGAAGAAAGCCGAUGUCGGCUUCGCCAUGGUGAGUCUCAUUUCUCUGCCCGUCGUAUCAGAAAUUAACAUGUUGAUACUAUUUGGCUGUAAAUGAUUGCCCAUACUGUAUGGCAGCUCAUACUGUCCAGAUAACCAUGAGUCAUAUCGUCACAAGUCCAGAUAAUGAUCAUGAUGUAACUUUAAUCUGCAUUUUUUAUAUGGGUAGUCAAAAAGGGUGUUGGGUUUAAAGAUGGCAUUGUAAACUUUAUGGAUGUAAUUUACUGCAUGUUUACAAAGCAAUACAAUUAAUAUAUCAUGUGGGAAAAAAUAGAUACAAAUGUGAAACUAAAGUUCAACGAAGUUGACUGACGGAUAACAUCACACUCAGUAGUGACCAAUGGCCAUCACAUAUCGCACAUAUCAACAGAAACAACAAAAGUACUGCACCGCAAUUACAUGUGUAUAGGGCUACGACUACUUGAAUAUCUAACUUGUUUCUCUUACGCAUUUUGACUUAAUGAGACCGUUAUGAAUGGACAGAGGGGUAGACAGGGAUAUGGAGAAACCGUAUGAAGGUUUGGAGUGGGGAUUGAACGCCGGUCUCCUGGGAGAGAUGUAUGUGUAUCCAGAGCAGGGGGGUGUUAAUGCUAGACCACGAGCUCUGCAUAAAUUGAAUAUAGAACUUUAUGUGAAUGUGUGUCACCUGCAGGGUAUCGCUGGCACGGACGUGGCCAAGGAGGCAUCUGACAUCAUCCUGACGGACGACAACUUCAGCAGCAUCGUCAAGGCGGUGAUGUGGGGACGCAAUGUCUACGACAGCAUUUCCAAGUUCCUCCAGUUUCAGCUCACCGUUAACGUAGUGGCUGUCAUCGUGGCCUUCACCGGCGCCUGCAUCACGCAGGUAACACACACAAACUAGGGAUGGGCACGGUUAUUCAAAUAUCCCAACGGACGUUAGUAUUCCACUACUUGAGAGAGUAUUCAUUUGUAAGAAGAAAAAAAUAUAUAGGCCUAUUUUUAAAAUGAAAAGGCUUCGUCUUAAAAUAUAAUUAUCGCGUGUCGGUUUAGCUACUUUCUCUCUCCCUCCAUGCCACACAUGCAGACUGUCACACACACCUGCUCCUCUCCUCUCCCGCCCCUCUCCCACCUUCUGCUGAAACAAGCAGAGCGCAGCACACCAGCUCUCUCUCGCGCUGCGUGAGCAGGUCUCCAAAAAAUAUAUAAUCCCUAACACACACAUACACUGAGUGUACAAAACACUAGGAACACCUUGCCUUCAAAACAGCCUCAAUUCAUUGGGGCAUGGACUCUACAAGGUGUCGAAAGCAUUCCACAGGGAGGCUGGCCCAUGUUGACUCCAAUGCUUCCCACAGUUGUGUCAAGUUGGCCUUUGGGUGGUGGACCAUUCUUGAUACACACGGGAAACUGUUGAGCGUGAAAAACACUUGAGACACUCAAACCGGUGCGCCUGGCACCUACUACCAUACCCCAUUCAAAGGCACUUGAAUCUUUUGACUUGCCCAUUCACCCUCUAAAUGUCACACAGAUACAAUCCAUGUCUUAAUUGUCUCAAGGCUUAAAAAUCCUUGUUUAACCUGUCUUCUCCCCUUAAUCUACACUGAUUUGAAGUGGAAUUAAGAAGCGACAUCAAUAAGGGAUCAUAGCUUUCACCUGGUCAGUCUGUCAUGGAAAGAGCAGGUGUUCUUAAUGUUUUGUCCACUCAGUGUAUACACACACACACACAACUCACUGUCAACGUGGUGGCCAUCAUCAUGGCCUUCACCGGAUCCUGUAUCAUACAGGUAUGGAAACGCCGGUGAUGUGGGAAGCUGCAGAUAGAAAUGUCAUGAAUAGAGCGGACAUGACUCACUGUAUGUGAUAUGGAGAAAAACGAAUCGCUGUGCUCUUGGAUUUGAUUUGCAUUCAGAGGGGAGUUUGUAGAAGGAAUAGAGGGUUUGGUUCUUAGGUGCAGCUCCAGGAUCUAUCCUCCCUUAGCUUGAAUGGCAAGAUUUUUCUCACCUAUGACUGAAGUCUAUGAUCUGUGUGUGUGUGUGUGUAUCAACAAUGACUGAGGCAGUACAAAAUGGUGCACUGCACGUUGGAAACCGCAACCAAUUUAUUCUAAUGUAUUCCCUUGGAUCAGAGCAGGUUUUGAAAUAGGUCCUACUUUUCAGGUUCUCUGUGACUAGUGGUAGCAAUCAUCUGCCCCUAUUUGACCUGUCGGUCACAGCAGCCGCCAAAUCAGUGCUCAACCAAGCAUGAAACAAUGGUAAAUGGGCCUGCAAUAGAAAAGGAACAAACAGCUAUUUAAAGCUCUGGGCCCGAGCUGAGUGCAUUAUCCAACAGUGCUGUAAUUUUGGGAUCAUGAGCAAUGAGUGGCUGAGCAUUUACUAGAGGGCCACACGGGUGUGCGCGCGCGCACACACACACACACUGUAUGCUACUAUAGAUGCUAAUGUGUUUACGUGUGUGUAGCUAGCCACUCUGCUAGCAUGCUAAGCUGCUAAUUUUUGGAUGUAUAAUGUAUGUAGGUAGCUGCUCUGCUAGCAUGCUAAGCCGCUAAUACGUACAGUGGGGAGAACAAGCAUGUAGAGGUCUGUAAUUUGUCAUAGGUACACUUCAACUGUGAGAGACGGAAUCUAAAACAAAAAUCCAGAAAAUCACAUUGUAUGAUUUUUAAGUAAUUCAUUUGCAUUUUAUUGCAUGACAUAAGUAUUUGAUACAUCAGAAAAGCAGAAAUUAAUAUUUGGUACAGAAACCUUUGUUUGCAGUUACAGAGAUCAUACGUUUCCUGUAGGUCUUGACCAGGUUUGCACACACUGCAGCAGGGAUUUUGGCCCACUUCUCCAUACAGACCUUCUCCAGAUCCUUCAGGUUUCAGGGCUGUAGCUGGGCAAUACGGACUUUCAGCUCCCUCCAAAGAUGUUCUAUUGGGUUCAGGUCUGGAGACUGGCUAGGCCACUCCAGGACCUUAAGAUGCUUCUUACGGAGCCACUCCUUAGUUGCCCUGGCUGUGUGUUUUGGGUCGUUGUCAUGCUGGAAGACCCAGCCACGACCCAUCUUCAAUGCUCUUACUGAGGGAAGGAGGUUGUUGGCCAAGAUCUCGCGAUACAUGGCCCCAUCCAUCCUCCCCUCAAUACGUUGCAGUCGUCCCCUUUGCAGAAAAGCAUCCCCAAAGAAUGAUGUUUCCACCUCCAUGCUUCACAGUUGGGAUGGUGUUCUUGGGGUUGUACUCAUCCUUCUUCCUCCAAACACGGCGAGUGGAGUUUAGACCAAAAAGCUCUAUUUUUGUCUCAUCAGACCACAUGACCUUCUCCCAUUCCUCCUCUGGAUCAUCCAGAUGGUCAUUGGCAAACUUCAGACGGGCCUGGACAUGUGCUGGCUUGAGCAGGGGGACCUUGUGUGCGCUGCAGGAUUUUAAUCCAUGACGGCGUAGUGUGUUACUAAUGGUUUUCUUUGAGACUGUGGUCCCAGCUCUCUUCAGGUUAUUGACCAGGUCCUGCCGUGUAGUUCUGGGCUGAUCCCUCACCUUCCUCAUGAUCAUUGAUGCCCCACGAGGUGAGAUCUUGCAUGGAGCCCCAGACCGAGGGUGAUUAACCGUCAUCUUGAACUUCUUCCAUUUUCUAAUAAUUGCGGCAACAGUUGUUGCCUUCUCACCAAGCUGCUUGCCUAUUGUCCUGUAGCCCAUCCCAGCCUUGUGCAGGUCUACAAUUUUAUCCCUGAUGUCCUUACACAGCUCUCUGGUCUUGGCCAUUGUGGAGAGGUUGGAGUCUGUUUGAUUGAGUGUGUGGACAGGUGUCUUUUAUACAGGUAAUGAGUUCAAACAGGUGCAGUUAAUACAGGUAAUGAGUGGAGAACAGGAGGGCUUCUUAAAGAAAAACUAACAGGUCUGUGGGAGCCGGAAUUCUUACUGGUUGGUAGGUGAUCAAAUACUUAUGUCAUGCAAUAAAAUGCAAAUUAAUUACUUAAAAAUCAUCCAAUGUGAUUUUCUGGAUUUUUGUUUUAGGUUCCGUCUCUCACAGUUGAAGUGUACCUAUGAUAAAAAUUACAGACCUCUACAUGCUUUGUAAGUAGGAAAAUCGGCAGUGUAUCAAAUACUUGUUCUCCCCACUGUAUGUAGCUCGCUAGCUCCUCUGCUGGUGUGAAGUGGUUUGCCUCUGUAAUGGAGCCUGAGUAGCUCUGGUGAGUCAGGAAGUGGACACUGUAUAGCUGCUUGUGUGUCAUUUCUGAGCAGUGUGUGGGCUACUGAAGACUAAGCUUUCAAUGAUCACUGCUCAGGCAGCAUCGGCGCUUCGUGUUAUGGCCUGCGCUUCUUUUAAUGCGUUGGUUGGAUUUGUGCAGUGUGUCGGCAGUCUGCCGUUGGGAUAGUGUGGAGGAUGUUAUGUAAGUAGUAGUGACUGCAUGAGUAAUCCAUUUAUUUUUCCUCUUUCUCACUCUGUCCUGCUCUCCCCCGCUUUCUCUAUCUCCUCCUCUUUCAACUCCCUUCUCUGUCCUCUAUCUCUCUCUCCUUCUCCUCUUUUUCACACCCCCUUUCUCUCCUCCCCUCUCCAUUUCCUUCUUACCACCAUCCCUCUCUGUCUCCCCUCUCCUUUUCCUACCACCCUCUCGCUCUCUCCCUCCAGGACUCUCCACUGAAAGCUGUCCAGAUGCUGUGGGUGAACCUGAUCAUGGACACCUUUGCCUCCCUGGCCCUGGCCACCGAGCCCCCCACCGAGUCUCUCCUGCUGAGGAAGCCGUACGGCCGCAACAAGCCCCUUAUCUCCCGCACCAUGAUGAAGAACAUCCUGGGCCACGGAGUCUACCAGCUCAUCAUAAUCUUCACCCUUCUCUUCGUAGGUAAAUGACUGGAGCGUGUGUGCAUUAUCUGCCUCACUGAUUGUAUCUCACUUUAAUUGCACACUGAGCUGAAACGGGUUACCAUAUGCCAUUCAAUUUCACAUGGGUAUGAGGCGGUCUUGAUCGACUGGCUCGCUGAUCGUAGCACCUUAACUACUACAACCUUAACUAGGGCGGCAGGUAGCCUAGCGGUUAGAGCGUUGGGCCAGUAACCGAAAGGUCACUGGUUCAAAUACCCGAGCUGACAAGGUGAAAAACCUAUCGAUGUGCCCUUGAGCAAGGCACUUAACCCUAAUUUGCUCCAGGGUUCGCCGUACUACUAUUGCUGACCCUGUAGAUCAACACAUUUCACUCCACCAAUCCGGUGUAUUUUUGGAAAAUAGUAGGUCGACCACACUGUCUAGUGACUGGGCUGCCAUCUUAUUGGGCUGUCCAGUCUAAUUUCAGUGUCAGAUUAACCUCAGUCGACAAAAGGGUUGGGCUCUUCCCUUUCGAAGGCCGAGAACAUUUGAAAGGUUAAGUGAAAUUUACUGAUCUGAAAGAGGUCUUUUGAUGUAAAAGAUGUGUUCUGACCUCAAUGGGACUUACUGAAUAAAUAAAGGUUAAAGGUAGACUCAGCCAAAUGAUGUUGCCACGAGCAGCACCGCAGAUAUUUUAAUGAGCGAGAUGCAACACUUCGCUCUCAUACAGUAUCUGCACAUGUGUAAGGGUUUCGCUUAACGCUGUUAGUGCGUGGUAGCCACCGGACCAAAACAGCGGUGAAGUUGAGCCAUGUGCUUCAACGUUCUUAGUAGUUGCGGAAAUUUACCCACUAUGCUGUUAUACUUUCUGCAUCAUAUCGCUGAGUCUACCUUUAAAUCAUUCCAAAGAGGGCCUAGUGUCUGCUAGUUUUUUACUUUCAAUUAAGACUUAAAGAACCAGGUGAGGGGAGUUCUUUACUAAUUAGUGACCUUAAUUAAGCAGUCAUGUACAAGGGAGUAGCGACCUUCCAUGAAAUUCAGAGAAAUAUAUUUUAAAAACUAGUAGGCCAACACUUCAUCUCCCCAUCUCUCUCCUCCCCCUCCCAGGCGAGCAGAUCUUUGACAUCGACAGCGGGCGGUACGCGCCCCUCCACUCUCCUCCCUCGGAGCACUACACCAUUAUCUUCAACACCUUCGUCCUCCUGCAGCUCUUCAACGAGAUCAACGCCAGGAAGAUCCACGGCGAGCGCAACGUCUUCGAUGGCAUCUUCAACAACCUCAUCUUCUGCUCCAUCGUCUUCGGCACCUUCAUCAUCCAGGUAACUUAGUGCCUAGUGUCUUCAGGCUGUAGCAUGUCUGCCUGCCGGUUGCUCACUGCUUUAAACAGACACACAUUUUUAUUUAUUUAGCAGACGCUCUUAUCCGGAGCGACUUACAAUUAGUGCAUUCAUCUUAAGAUAGGUGAGAGAACCACAUAUCACAGUCGUAUCAGUACAUUUCCCCUCAAAGUAGUUAUCAGCAAAGUCAGCACUAGCAGGAAAAGAAUAGUGCACGUUGUUGAUGUGGGGUUAAUUUAAGAUACUAUUUGAAGAGGUAGGGUUUCAGAUGUUUAUGUCUGAAAUGGCACCCUAUUCCUUAUAUAGUGCACUACAUUUGGCCUGACUGCAGGCUACAAAAGUAGUACACUUGUAUAGGAAAGGGGGUCCAUUUCUGGAAGAAUAUAGAUGCUUCCCCAUAUAUAAGAAGGCCAGGGCUCCCUUAAAUGAGUCCCAUCUCAAUGGCUCUGACCUGAAUAAAUAAAGGAUGAAGAAAAACGAAACCCAAACCAUAUUCAUACAUGGUUCACAUGAAAACCGUUGUAACACACAUCUGUCAAAAUGGAAUUACCAGGAAACCAAGAAACGAUUGGCAUGAAUGAAAAUGAGCUUGACCUCUAAAUGUGUUUCUUUCCUCUCCGGCCACACAGAUAGUCAUAGUGCAGUGGGGAGGCAAACCGUUCAGCUGCGUGGGCCUGAGCAUCGACCAGUGGCUAUGGUGCACCUUUCUGGGCUUCAGCAGUCUCCUCUGGGGUCAGGUAAGAAGACACACACACACACACACACACACACACUCAGUGAGUUGCAAGUGCGUCACCUGUAACUUUCCAACACGGCCCCAUCCGUCAGGGAUACACUACUGCCCCAAUGUGGCUGUGUUGGGUAGCCACACUGUAUUGAAAUGGCUAGUUGGAUGAUGAUUUUUACAGAAGGAUCUAGAAUCCCUGAUUUGAGCGCCGUCAUAUUAUUUCUGAAAUAUCUAUUGCAUUACAAUUUCCUGUUGGCCUUCUCCUGUUUUAAUUAUGUUGUUGAUUGUGAUUUCAUUGGUGUUGCAUUUUGUGAUGCUGACCCUAGCAAAUAAAUGGCCGGAUAUGACCACAGACCAAACAUUGCUUUGUCACCAGACAACAACCCAUUACUUUAGCCUCAGGCACAUUUAUUUUCCGAGCUGACUUCCUGUGGAAACUGGUGGUUCGGUUAACUGAUGCACAUUGUGUGAGGGUGCCUGUUGUGCAGCUGUUGCAGUCCAGCUUGUCAUUGCAUAUGUACUAGUAAUCUGGGUCUUUGCUGUCUGUAUGUUAGUAGUCAGUCCUCUGUGGCAGAGAUGGGAUUUGCGGUCCAAUAUUGCAGACAUGGUUUGGACUCUGAUAAGCCCUCUGCCCUCUCCUCCCUCCAGCUGAUCUCAUCCAUCCCCACCAAAAGUCUGAGGUUCCUGAAGUCUGCCGGCCACGGCACCCAGAGGCAGGAGAUCCCCGACGAGGAGCUGGAGGACAUGGAGGACAUGGAGGAGAUCGACCACGCCGAGCGCGAGCUGCGCCGUGGACAGAUCCUCUGGUUCAGGGGCCUCAACCGCAUCCAGACUCAGGUAAUGUCCUCCUUGACUGCUUCUCCACCGAUGUCGACCACAGCAGAGAGGAAUCACAAGCCAUAAGGUUAUGUUAUGGUUAACACUACGCACUUCUCAUCCCCUUCCUCUCAGCACUUUGAAUCAACGGCUGGCAUGUUCCCCUCAGAAGCCUUCUUUUGACUUGAUUUCCUGUUUGCUUUGGAAAGCUAAAGCAAGGUCCUUUUUGCCUAUUCUAUUUCUGGCUUUCUAACAAGCUGAGUUGAACAUCAUGUUAAUGUAAUGGUCAAUGAAGAAAAUGCCCCUUUUUGUGUGAUACUGAGAAGACCACAUAAUGCAGAGAAAAUAACGGUACAGGUAUCUUAAAGGACCAGGUGUGAAAGUUAUUUGAAUAUGGGAUGAUUUCUUUUCUGAGUAAAUGUAAAGCGUCAGAUCAGGCUCUGGGGAAACCUUCUUCAGAUCAGUGCCUUUCCCCCCCCUUCUCUCUCUCAACUGCUAUGUCUCUCUGAGGGGGUAAAUAUACAUUUCUAUUGUAUUUUGGUGCCUUUUCUCUCUUUCUCUGUCAUCUUCCUCUCACCUUUCUCUUUCUCUGGUUUCUUCCACUCUUGGUCUCCUCUUGCUCCCCUCUCUCUCUCUCUCUCUCUCUCGCUCCCCUCUCUCCUCUCUCUCUCCUCUCUCUCUCGCUCUUGCCUCUCUCCUCUUGCUGUGGGUUCUGGGCCCUAUCCUCUCCUGUCACCCUAUCUGAUUCCUUGCAGAUGGAUGUAGUGAGUGCCUUCCAGAGCGGAAGCUCCUUUCAGGAGCGCCAGCUAAGGCGGCAGCCCUCCACCUCCAGCCAACAACAGCACGAUGUAACCAAUGUUUCUAGCCCUACACAUGUAGCCUUUUCUACUACUGCCACUGACGCCAACACCGCUUCUUCCACUGUGGGGUGUGAGUGUGUGUUUCCUUAGUGCAUGAAAAUCUAACAUCGUCCUCUUCUACUCUCUCGCCUAACGUUGAAUUCAUUCACUCUUAAUUGUCCCUACUUUUCUUCAAAAAAUACAAAAAACAACCACAUGUUGCUUGGAAACAUAACUGCUGUGUAUAUCGAUGUACUGUAACACCCACAAGGUCACCACUAGUCCUGAGGGUUUUUUCUGUGUCACAUCUUGUUUUCUGUUCCUGCUUCUGCUUCAUUCUCUGAAGAUAGAGGUUGGGGGAGAGGAGGGAGGGAGGAGCUAGAGGAACGUUGGAUUGAGGUUGUUGUCUGGUCACAUCUGCUGCUGUGCCCCCCUCCCCCCUGGCUGGCCCCCCUGGCUACUAGCGCUCUCAUGGGUCUUGUCGCAGCUCUGGCCCCCCUCUCUAGUAGCUGUGUAAAUGUUUUGAGUAUAUGCCCAUGGUCACGGUAGAUGGUAUUGCUAAAAUCCCCCCAAAAACCAGAGGUUGUCUCUGACUGAGCAUAAACAAAUAAGAGUUAUUUCUCUCUCCAAAUCAACAUAUUGUCAAUGUUUUGGUUAUGUUGGUCAACAUUUGCCACGUAACCAAUAAUGAUCUUUUCCAUUUUAGACCGGCAUGGUUCUUUCUCAGGGUCUUUCCAGGGUGAAGUCCAGUCCAGAGUGUUAGGUCGGUCUGGGUAUUCCAGCCACCUUGUCGCCCAACUAAUAGACAAUCAGUGGAACAUUCCGGGGGCUGCUGUACUGUGUGCAGGAGGCUCCUGGAAUGUCUCUGUCCUCUCCGGAAUGGAAUUUUCAGCAUCCCGCAAAUAACCAAGGCUAUCCCUUCCCAAAUGAACCUUCUUUCCUUAGACCCAGAUUAAGGGCUUUGAUAUGUGUUCCGAGUGUAUUAACUGUUCUCUACCAGGGAGUGUGUCUGUGUGAACUCAACUGUUCUUUUAGACUGGCUGACCUGCAGUUGCAGACAUUGAUUGUAUUAACUGAUGUGAUGUUUCUUCAGAGGCUUUGAUACUAGUGAGCAGUGUUUUGACCAUGUUUUAAUUUCAAUUUGUCUCUUUGGGGUGUAAGCCAUAUCUCCCCACUAAAUGAUGAACCCUCUCUUUCCAGGUGCUUUGCUGAUGAGAACACUUAACAUUUAGGAUUGAUAUAAUUUGAUACUUUUUAUUUCAAUAUUCCUCUUUCAUAGCAAGUGUGUACUGUCCACUGUUGUCACCCCCAAAAAAUGAAGCAAAAAAGCACCCGAAUCUUACUGACUCAACCAUAUUCCUCCUUAGAUUCUGUGAAAUGUGUCAUGGGCUAUACUCAAAGGUUUACUACUGUUGAACACAAGGUAGCACCGCUCUGCAUGGGUUCAGUCUAUAUAGUCCGUUUGAGUGUUUCUUGUGCUGUUGCGUAUCUAGCUAUAAGCUUUAGAUCUGCUUGGCUGCUGCAGUUUUUGUUUUCUCCACAUCAACAUAAUCAGUGACUGACCCUCCUCACCUCCCUCCCCCUGAGCAUGACCAAAACAAGUAACCUAUCUGUGUCCAAGCUUCUGUCCUCUAUGGAUGUGUUCUCGUCCAGAACAUCGCCCCAGAACAUGCCUCGAUUUUUCUUGCAUUUUGAAUAACAUGAACCGAGGGUUGGAUUUUUGGAGCUGGAUUUUUUAAAUGAUAUUUACUACUACUACUACUCCCCUCAAAACAGUUGCGUUGUUUUCUCAAUGGUUUGUUGAAUCCCGAGAGUUUUCUUGAGGUGUGAAAGCCGACGGUAAGAGACAUAUGUCCCACGACCCACUAACUGUUGACUGGUUUCUUCCACCACUGAGUGCUCAGUCUCAGUCCGAGGAAAGACGGUAACAAAAGUGAUCAGGGUUGACGAUUGACCGUAGCCUCCGGGACUAGUCCUCACUGCAUACUUGCAUGUCUUGUUGAGAGUUUCACAACAAAAUCAAUGGUGUUUUUUCAUGUCCCCCGUCCCAAACUCACCGCAAUUGACCCAUUAAAAACAAAGCCCCAUUUAUUUUGUGUCCAUGGUUUGAACUGCAAUUGAAAAUGCUAAAUGUAUGUGUGUAUGAUUCUAUGUUGAGACUGACUGUGUGUCCCCCUUACCCUCCCUCCCCCCAACAGAUCCGGGUGGUGAAUGCAUUCCGCAGCUCCCUGUCCCCCUAUGAGGGGCUGGAGAAACCAGAGUCUCGCAGCUCCAUCCACAACUUCAUGACCCACCCAGAGUUCAGGAUAGAGGACUCGGAGCCCUCCAUCCCCCUCAUCGACGACACCGACGCCGAGGAUGAUGCCCCCACCAAGCGCAACUCCGCCUCCCCCCGCAACGCCACGCCCACCCCUCCUUCCCCGUCACUCGAGCCGACGCCCUCACCCAACCAGAACAAUAAUGCAGUGGAGAGCGGCAACAACCACCUCUACGUGGAGGGCAACAAGGCAGCAGGGACCCCCUCGGCCCCAGGGAGCCCCUUACACAGCCUGGAGACCUCCCUCUGA